Xyrichtys novacula (pearly razorfish) is the source of this 86212-nucleotide messenger RNA. The record is from the annotation of a GenBank genome assembly. Lineage: Eukaryota; Metazoa; Chordata; Actinopteri; Labriformes; Labridae.
GAACAAACACUCUGACAGUCAGAGUCGACGCGGCAGCAGAGCUCUGCGCUCCAAGAGUGGAUGUUUGAAAAGAGAGAAACACUCAGAUAGAGAGAGAGAGAGAGAGAGAGAGAGAGAGAGCAGUCAGACAAAGAAAGAAAGAGAGAAGGAAAGACCCGGACUGCCGGUGGAUGUGUGAGUCUGUGCCCGGGCUGCGGUGGAUUGACUCCGGCCCCGCUGUGGAUGGGAUUACGCCGGUUGUUCCGCGUCUCCCGGAGGAAACAUGCGGCUGCAGAGCUUCACGGUGCCCUCGGUCCUCCUCCUCCUCCCUCUGCCGCUGUUGCUGCUCUCCGGGCUCUGCAGCGGCACAAGUUUCCCAAGUAACAUCAACAUAGGUGAGUGCACCCAGGGGCGCCCCGAGACCGGCGGGGAAACACCGCUUCAUCUUAAUUUAGGCAGAACAUCUCUAAAAUUAUCCGCAUUCAGAGCUACAAUAAAACUGCGCGGUGCUGGACUUUAGAUUGCGCCGCUGUGUUGCGCUAACGCUGCGUUCAUUAACGAGCAUGUGCAUGAAUAAAAGGACGUACUGAUACUGUAGCACUUCUUAUUCUAUAACCUGAAAUUCAACUGUGGACGCCCAACUCGGGUGUGAACAAAAGUCGUGACUGGUCCCUAAAUAAUCGUCUGUUGUUGUGUAAAUAAGUUACAGUUGAGUAUGUUAAGGUGGAGCUCCACUCUGCACUCCUGCAACAGUGUCUGUGGUCGGGCUUCCCCUGGGACUUACAGUAGGUUUGUGUUCAUAUAGUCAUGAUGAGACUUACAGUGUUUUGUGGGUGUUUCUGCAGCGUACAGUAGCAGACUCAUGCGAUGAUGAUGUGGGCGUGUCUGGACGCUUUAAACUACAUUAACAGGAUAUUUCCUUUUGUCUGAAUGUGACAAACUUGAAUGAUUUUUGGAGAAAACAAAAAAACACAAGCAGGAUUUGAAAAAUUCGUCUUAAGAAUGUGUGUUAUUGUAAAAUAAAAUCAGGAUGGAUGGUGACAGGACACAAUUAUUGCAGAUGUAAUUCAGUAAAGUGAGAAUCAGCAGCAUGGACGGAGUCUUGGGGAAAUCUUAGGCACCAAGAAUAGAGUGACAGAGAAACAUAACCUGAGAGCAGCAGCAGCGUCUCAGACAUUACUGUAGCAAUUAUACAGGAACAAGCACCACAGGCAGAGUCGAACAAUACUGUUAUUAUGAUCAGCACUGCAUACAGAGUCAAGAGAGCAUCAAUUAUAGGCAAAACAGGAUAUAAAUCAGCACCUUGGACAGUUCCUCUGUGGUACACUUUAAAUCAGCACCAAGGACAGAGUCACAUAAUCCAAUUUUAGACACUGACAUGGUUGAGAAUGGUAGGAAUUCAAACCUGAAGACUCUUAUUAUUAUUACCAUUAUUGUUAGUUAUUCAAAUAUAUAAGAUCAGCACCAAGGACAGAGUCACAUAAUCUAGUUUUAGACACGGUCAUAUUUGAGAUUGGUUAGAAUUCAACCCUGAAGACUCUUAUUAUUAUUAAUUAUUCACAUAUAUUAUAAUCAGUACCAUGGACAGAGUCAUAUAAACAAUGGUUAGAAUUCAAACCUGAAGACUCUUUGCGAAGUAGGGAAUUAAUCGUAAUACAUAAAAAUCAGUACCAUGGACCUAUGAUUACAAUCCGUACCUUUACUGAGUCUAAAUCACGUCGUUUCAAGCAUUAGAUGCAAUCAGAGCACAGUGUACUUCAGGUCCACAGACAGACCCUGAGCUGUAAUCUUAAAAUCAAGGCUGGUUUCGUGAUGGAAAUAAUAUCAUAGAUUGACUAACGAAGACAUAAAAAGGGGUGAAAUGCAAUAAUUUAAAAAUCAGUGCCAUGGUCGAGUGUUAUUGGCAUUAACUCGAUCAGAAUCAGCAAAACAGACACUGUGAUUACAAUUAUAUGGUAAUCAGCACCGUGGAGAGAGUCAUGGAAUACUGUAAGAAGAGUCAGCACCUGAUAUGAAACAAGCAAAGCAACCUUUUAGCUUUAGAUACAAAUAUAAAACCCUAUGAAGCAGGACUGAUGUGACUUAGCAGUAUCCUGGAGCAACAUCUUUUUCUACUUAAUUACAUUCAUGUGCAAUAUUCUGAAAUCAUCACCACAUUCAGAGCCAGAAAUGAUUCAUAAAUAGCUUUGAAGACAUUAAAACACCAUCUCAAUCAGGACCUUGGACAGUCUCUAAGCAGUAAACAAGAAAUCAGCACCAUGGACAGCUUAAAACACAAUUUGAUACCAUGUAAUGUUACAGUAAUCAGCAGUUUGAGCAGAGUCAUGUAAUGCUAUUUUUGUCAUUAUCUAACGUUGAAUCGAGGAAGCAACAUUUCAGCGUCGAGUAACUGAAUCAGCACCUUGGACAGCUCCUCAGCAGCAAUUUUUAAGUCAGCACCAUGGACAGCAUCAAAUAACAAGUUUCUUAUCAACCAGCACUUGGAAGAGAUUUCUACACAUCACUUCCUGAAUCAGCACCAUGGACAGAGUUACACAGGAAUAUCACUCUAGUCUGUGAUUAAAAUCUGAUCCAGAUCAUUUGUCUCGCUUCAUCAGGAACAGCUGUCUCCUUACGCUCACAAACAGAUCUUUUAAGACCGCUCCUGGUUCAUUUACCUGAGUCUCUUUUAACAACAUUGAUCCAUGAUUGAUGUAUAUUCAUGUUUAUGGUUUACAUCACUCAAUACAACUGUGAUCAAUCUUUCUAAAACCAACGUGCCACCAGAGAAAUCACGUGUAUGAUUCUCUUACAUAAACACGAAUUUAAAAUCAGAAGACUACUGCAGCACAUUUAGGAGGACCAGUUUGACGUUUAUGUUAACGGUUCACUUUUUAACCCUUUAAAUUACAAAGGUGGUCAUUUUGUUUUGGGUAACUGAGAGUUUAAGCUCUUGUAAGAACAUGACCUUGACUUCUCACCCAUGUAAGAUACUUUACUCAAACAUCUGGAGAUGAUUUUUCCCAGAUAUUUUCAAGUAUGGUUUAUAUACAGAGAAAUCUGUGCUGAUUAUAUUCGUCAUAAAAUGUCACAUCACUUCGAAACUACUAGGAUAUGGAAUUAAAAUAUUUUUCUUGUUUGAUUUUAGUUUUGUCUUGGAUACCACCCGCAUCACAUUUCUCAUGUCAGCAAAGUAUCUUUUCGGUGUAUCUAUUCUACUAUCUAUUCAGUGUUACUUUGGAUAUUCAGACUCUUGUAGGACUUAAAACAUCUUUAGUUUUCACAGAGACUGUGACCGCCAUCGUAGGAGCAUUUGAGGUGUCAGAUAAAUCAAAGUGAGAAGUUAAUAUCAAGUAUCAUAAGUUAGAAAUAUUUCAUGUACUAGUACCUCAAAAAUACACUGGAAUACAGCAGCACGAAUGUUGGAUUUAGCCUCCAUCACUUCUGGUUAAGAUGGAGAAGGCGACCACUUGUUACACCUCUGUGAUGAUCUUCUCUUUUAAACUCUGUAAGCUCUGCACAGAAGCAGAGUAGAAAUGUCCUUCACAGAGAUUCUUGUAUCAGGAGUAAAUUUCAGAGCCUGCAUUUGAAGUUUUGAGAUUGUAUACAUGUCUAUUUUUAUCAUAAGUAACUAUAUUUCUUAUUUAAGACCAAAUUUGCGGGUGUUUUUCCAGACCUUAGUUAAUCCUGAGUCUUAGCUAAAUGAGACGUGAUCACAUCAUUUAUUGAUCUUAUUAACUCUACUCAGAGCUCAUCUCCCCUUGAGCUUUCGUCACUGAAUCCACUAAAUAAAUCCUCCCUCUGCUCUUUUAUUCCCAUCCGAACACAGACUGGUCCGCUCACUUUCAGUCAGAGUCUGGCAUCUGGGAGCUGCAGAGCAUGUCACUCUUCACAAAAUGAAGUUAUAAUUGAAUUCAUCGGGGCACUGGUCCGGUUCCCUCUCUGGUUUGGAGCUGAUGUGGCAUCAAGUUGAACUAACCCGCAUUAAAAAAAAAGACGCCUGCAUUUUUCUGGAGUAGAAUCACUUCUGCAGUCUGACUCCAGUGAGUUUCAGCAUAAAAAUCAGUUACAUUGGUUUUCUCUGUGUGUGUUUAUUGAGUCAGUGAACCCUCCUGUUGGAGCAGAUGGACUGCUUCCAGCCUUUACAACUCCAAUGAAUAAAUCAUGCACAUUUCCAAUAGUGUCCAGUAAAAAUUCACAUAUUUAUAAGUGACUGAUUUAUGAUUCUUGCUUAAAAUUAUGGAAAAUAAACUGGGUUAAACCUUCGAAAUAUCCACCGCACUGAAAUAAGUGACCACAUUCCUUCUCCGGCUGAUUUUUGCAUCUGUGUCAUUUUUACUCGAUACGACUUUCAAACUGAGUUUAUAGAUAUUCCAUUUUCAUGGCGCUUUAACCUCAGCUCACUUUUUCUUGGAGGGAAAUGAAUUUUUGAUUCAACUUUAUUGAUCAAACAACUUAAAUCAGCAGUAAUCUAUCCCUCAACUUAAAGCUGAAUAAUGAUUCACUUUACAUAAACUCGACCGACUACAGCACUCACAAAAAAUGAGGCUCAAAUGUGAUGUGGAAGUCUGUAUGUAGACUUUAUCAUCACAUUUACAUUUGUUUUUGCUUUAUGGACGUUUAAAUGGUUGUACUUUUACUUAUAAUGAACAAAAAAGGCCAUGAAAGGAUAAAGAAGUGGUUGUAAAUAACCUUUAAUUCAGUGAUGGUGAUCUUGAACGCUUUUAUGUUUUUUAAAUGGUAGUAAUGUUGACAUAAGCACUGUGAAUAUUAUCAUAAACUAAAAUAGAAGUGAUUGUUUAGUAGGAAUGGACCACAAACAGACUAUUGUUGCAGCUGCCUCGCUGGAAUCGGCCCAAUGGACAGUCACAUUGUAUUAUUGUGGGAAACAGCACCAUGGAUAGUGUUAUAUAAUUUUACGACAAAAAACAGCAAAGUCAACGAGCGAUGUUCACAGUCAUGUUCAUAACCAACACACUCACGGUCAGAGUCACAUCGUGAACCGUCACUGAGCAGAAAUCAGGGGAUCAGCACCGAGGACAGCGACAAAUCACAACAUGCAUAGGCCCAAUCCCGAACCGCCCCCUACUCACUCGCCCUUCACUCAUAAGCUGUGCGCCUCAAUUGAAACAGGAGGGUAUAAACAAGAUGGGCGAGUAUGAGACGCCCUCCUCACUCCACAGGAAAACGGAAAGAUUCAUCGCCAUAGCAACACAAAGACGCGUCCUGCGCAUAGCAGCGUUUCUUUUCUUAGUAAACGGACAUCAUGUUCAGUUAAUUCAGGUAUUAAUUUUUUGCAUGUAACAUAUUCAAAUACUGAAUUUUUCCGGACUUUUUUGGGUGAAUGUGAUGCACGGACAUUUUAUUUUUACAAGAAAUAAGACAAAAAUGAUGUGAACUUUUUGAGUUUAAAACCGUCUUCUUUAGAUAUAUAAACAAAAAUCCGACAUUGUGCAUCCCCAGUUUGAUUCAAUAGGCAAGAAAAGGAUGAAGUCAAAUAUUUUAUUUAAAGAGAAAAACAGGGAAGAAAAGGAUGUGAUGUGCAGAGCUGGGACAGACAGUCACAACAGCUUCUGCAGAAAGAAAACAGCGAGUUUAAUUCUCACGUUUGAUUGAAGCAGCUGUAACAGCUGAGCGACCGGCCGCACACUCAGUCCAGACAUGUAAAAAUAAACAUCUCAUCACAGCAAGGAGAAGAGGGUCGAUGGGUCCCUGUUUAAGUGUUUAGAUAAUUUGACUCUGAACCAUUAUAUGGAGAGUGAGACAGCCGGAACAAUGAGUAGAACACGAGCUGAGAAAAGAAGCUUUUAACAGCAAUUACUGUGGAGCAGACGGUCAUUAUUUUCAGGGACAAUGGUAGACUGAGCCGGCUCUGAGAUCGAACCACUAUCCUGCUUCAAGAUGCAGCUCAGAGGGAAGAUUUCUGAGUCUUUACUCGAAUAAAGAAAACGACUCUCAGGAGAAUAUAGAAGAGUAACGAGAGAUUCACAAUAUCGAAAAGAAAAACAUACCUUUGUGUCCAGAACAAUGGCGUUCAAACUCUUAGACGAUCUGAUAUUUGUUUAUAAUGAUGGCAAGGAGGGACAGGGUCACUGACGGGUGAUCCACAUUUGAGCAAAAUUGCAUAGCAUACUUACAACAAGCAGGGGCGCAUCUAGACUUUUUGAUUGAGGUGGCCCAGUUGAGGCUUUGACUCCUGAGAGGGUGGUAUGAAAUAUGUGAGCCAGUAAAUGGCAUUUAUCACUACGUUCAUAUUGUAACUGCAUUCGUCUGACUCAUUUUAACCAAAGUUCUGCCUUUGACAGACAAGCAGCCAAAUAAGAUGAUGUUUGUGUUUAUUCUGCACAAUAGUCAAGUCUUGUUUCUUUUCCCCACACCGCAGUAAACUAAAACUAAUAAACUAAACCUGUUCUUCAGUCUGCGAAACGGCUGCGAAAAGGCCGAAUGUGCCGAUCACCGCUGAUCAUUUCCAUUCAAGUUAAUGUGUCGGAUUCCACCGACUUCUUUCCAUUCAGAAGACAGUCGAUCACCAGGGUUCUAUUUUUUUCACAUAACCCGUGCUGGAAAGGAAGUCGGGCACAAACACAAAAUAAAACAUCCGGUUUCUUUUCAAAAUAAAACAUGACAUGUUUCAGACAGAUUGUAUAUUACACUAUCAAACGUGGGCAGGGACGAACAAGUAAAAGGUUUUUAGAUGUCAUUUCACCCCGAUGACACCAUGGAUGAGGAGAUGCUGAUUCUAGAAGUCUAGACAACUCGUUAUCGUGUGGUUGCAUGUAAAUCCGCGGGCGCUUGUGAGUUCUUGAGAUUCCCGCUGUCCAAAAUCCACCACAAAAUUCGCCUCAGAAACGCAUCCGGUAGUAAUUGGUGGACGGCAAAAAUUGUUACCGUUCUGUAGCGGAGCCGUUUCUAAUGCGGUGCAAAUUGGGCGUUUCAAAUUUCAUUAGUAUUAGAGUUCACAACACCCUUUCCCCUGACUUUUCUGUUCAAAUAAGGACACACAGCAGUGCUCCUACUUAUAACGGAUCAGUGUUUGUCUAACGGGCAGAACCCAUAGGAUCUGGAACGGCUCUGCUCCGCUCCGGCAUGGCAGGCGGAUAAAAUAAGCAAGCAUUAUAAUCAAUGUGAGCAAUUCAGAGAUCAGAUCAGAUACGCAAGGCUUCUAUUUUUGCUGGAUGUCAGAGCAUGGCGCAUCAAUUCAGUGCAGCGCAGCACAAGCAGUGGUGGAAGUUGUAUGCGGCUACAGGGUGAAAUAUCUAGUUAAUUUUCAAAAUAAAAUGUUUAACUGUUCUUCACUUGAUAAUAGGAGAGGCCAGGGUUGUGGGAUGUGGGUGUUUAUAUACAUUGCCCUUUAUAUACACGAUCGGCGGAUCUCAUUCUAUGACUCCCGGGGAAACACGCAAGAUCUUGUGAGAUCUCAUCCAGUCUCGUGAGAAAUAUCGGUAAUCUAGCGAGCGCUUCUCCCCGAUGGCAGCGGCGGAUCGGAUCUGGUGGGUGCUGUAUGCUUGCGUAUCUGAUCCGCUUGCCGGUCUGGGGCAGAUCGGAGCCACUCCAGCUCCAUGGAAAUAGGGUUUUUACAGUCAGGAUACUUUGAGACAUGAUACUGCUCUCUGUAUAGGGCUGAUCCAGGGAUGCCAAAAGACGAGGACACCAUCACUGCUUUCUCCUCAUAUCCUCAACCCUGCACGGCCCUAAAACUGCAGCCUGCACCAAACUUCAUUCUCUCGAUUACACGCAAAAACAAGAACGCGCACACAGCGAAGGGUGUUUUUAGUUACAAUCUUCAAACAUAACUGUGAAUGACACUGACCGUGCUGAUCCCAGAUAUUCAUGGAUUCUUCCAAUUUGCACUCAAAAGCCUACAGUAUAAAGCCAUGUGAUCCAGCAGCAAAAAGAAGUAAAUAAAGAUCAGCAGCUGACCUUUCUUUGACGUAAAGCACACAAGACGUUAGCUAUGACUUGAUCUGAUACUGUCAGCGUAUUCUGACUUUUAGGGAGUUCCUGCUGCUGUGUCUUGAUUGUAUAUGUUUGGAUAUCUGUUCAUUUGGAAAGUUCUCGAUUGUUUCUUUUCUAAGGUAUUACUUCAGUGGAUCAUCAAUCCAUGCCAGUGUGUGUAUGCUGUGUUUGUAGAGGCACAAUAGAAAGAGGGAAGUUAGAUCUGCUAACUCGAGCCCUGUCCAUUUCAACAGAAAGGCCAAAACCUGCUUUGUAAAUAGAAACACUUCUGCACCUGAUUCUUAAACAGAAUGAGGCGGACAAUCUGAUCAGUUUGAUUCUUGUCACGCCAGAACACAACCUCCCUGCACCUUGUGUCUGAAUUUGUCCAAGAAAUCAUGUAAUUCUUGAACUUCUGACGUUCAUUUCAAGUGUAUGACUCUCAGGGUUGUUUUCCUCUUUUAGCUGGUACGAGUGGUUUCAUGUGUUCUCUGGCCUCCUUCCUCUCCUUUCCUGAGCUUCUGGACACUGACUAAAAUCCACCGUGUCUCUUUGUCAAACAGGAGGCCUUUUCCCCACUGGCUCCCAUGAGUAUGAGGUGUUUCGUUUCGCCCUGGCUCAACACCAGGACAUCCCCAAACUGGUGCCGCAGGUGGACAUGGUGGACACGGGGAGCAGCUUCGCCAUGACCUACGCCUGUGAGUUCAGAAAUAUCUUUUUUAUAUCAAGGACAGAACGGGGAUUUUUAUCAUGGAUCCCCUGAGCCGCUCUUUGUCAAAAGGUUGCAUACCAAACACCGUCUCCAGGAUGGCAGAGUUUGCUUUGUGCUGCGGCUGAAGGAAUGAUUCAGCCAAACAUUUUCUCUCUUGCAUUCAGACUCGGUGACCUUUCAGCGCUCACCCCCAUGAAGGGAGAUUUGGGAGAUCAACUCUGACUUGAAUGUCUUUCUGAGAAAGUGUUGCUCAUAGUUUUGAUGUCUAAACAGAACAAGCAUCAAGUCUGCAGCUCUGCUGGGGUCCUGGGUUUGACGAAUGUAUCAUGAAUGUUUGCUUUUUGGGGCAAGUUUCUUCUCUGGUUUGUUCUUUGUGUUCCCAGCAUCAGCGGUCUCUCAGGAUGUUUACAAGUGCAGUUCAGCUGAUCCGCUGGAUGGGUGAUUUGUCAAACUACUGUCUUUAUCAAACACUGCAUACGGAACGAGAAUCGAUUCAUUGAUAGAAGCUCAACCAUCAUUAUUCUAGAAGGCAAUGUACCCCCCUUUGGUAGAUAACUACUCCACCUUCUUGAGGUUUUUGUCAUGUACAAAAACAAUCAACAAACAGGUUAGCAAGUGGCAUUGGUGCUACUGUAGGUGCCAACAGACUACCAGCAAACACAAUGUUUGCAGGACUUCUACAACUAGGAUAAAGUGACAUAGUCCAGGACCCGAGGUCAAUAGUUUAGUGGCGCUACAACACGCUACAGCAGGUCCGUUUGACAAGAGACACUUCUGUUACAGACACUUGGCUUACUUUGUUAAAGCGGUUUACCUGUCUAGCAGAAAGGUUACAGGGCCACCAAGAUCCCCAAGCGUCCCCCAUCGUUUAUGUUGACCCGGCUUUUUAGCUCUACCUCCGUUUUAAGCGCCCGUUACUCCUCCAGAGUCUCCGGUAUUUACUUUGUUUUCUUGCUUGUGUCGGCAGUCGUGGUCAAAGGAGGAUUCAGACAAUUUUCCGAUCUUUCUGGUUGGUUUCUACUGUCUGAUAUUGUAGCACGCUAACUUUGUUUGGGCUCGUGAACGACACGGGGGAGCAGCGUCUGCCUCACAACCAAUCAGGUUAUGGGAAGCCGGGGAAUGGCUUUGUUUAUGGUCAGAAUGAGCGGGCCUUUAGCCUCUGAUUUGCCAAACUUAUAACUUUGAUUUCUUAAGAUCUUAUGAGUUAAAAAUUCUCUGUAUAGUGUGUAUAAAGAGAGAAAUGAGCUGUUCAGACUGAAAUUAUUAAAAUGCUUAUUUUUCUCGUAAAGUUUAGCUUUUUCAAAUGAGUGUGUAUGUGGUUUCUGGUACUUUUCAGCCAACCUCUAGUGGACACUUGAGGAACUGCACUUCUGCAUUGGCUUAAUAUCUCAAGACCUGCUGCUUCGGUAUAGAUUCUGCAUUUUUAGUAUCUGUAAACAGAGCUUAGUAGGAUUACAUUGGUUGUUUUUCUGCUGUGUGCUUUUUCAGAAAUAAUCUUGUUCUUAAGGAAAUACAAAUCAUGUGUGGGGUACUCUGACAGAAGCAGUUCUUAAAAUUAGUCAAAAUUUGCCCUUUAGUACAUAAUCCACAUCAGGGAUCAUCAUUCGCCAUCUUCAGAUUAGAAAACCACUCAUGGGUACAAAUGUUUAAGUUUGAUAUCUUGUCAGGCUUCAGGGAAUUGUGAGUUCGAACAUAUAUAAAGCCAACAGCUGACUAAUGUGUGAUUUUCCCUCGGUGAGUCGAGGUUGUUCUAUUUCUAUCAGCUGUGUUGUUUGUUUGAUAUCAGGCCCCGCUCUGUCUGCCUGACAGCCCGGCAGUUUGUGGUCACCAUCAUGGGUCAGUGCGUCAUCCCUCCAUCACCCAGACUUCAUUCAGCAGAGCUGGGAUUUAGGGAGAGCGUAACAAAGUGUAGGCUGCUGUGAAAGAGCAGACAGCAGCAGUAAAUGCACGUCGAGUGGGGGGGAGUUCAGCGCUAAAUGGACUGUGGCUCCGGGGAACGUUCAGCUCAGUGCAGUAGGUUUGGAGAACAAUGUGCUGACCUUGUUUUGUUCUGCCCUAAAUCCUGAAUUCACCAGCUCUCCUUUACACCUGAAUUCAACAAUCUGCAGGAACAUUCAGCCUCCGUUUUUAACAGACACGAACAUCUUUUAAAUUUGAUCUUCACGAUCUAAAGGUGUGACGCUAGCCAGCGAGGAUCUAUGAGUGUAUUAGUUAUUCAAAUCUUAAUCAUAGCUGCUUUUUUUCUGUUCGCUGCAAGAUUUGUUAGAAUUUUAUAUCUGUAUAUCUGCGCUGACCCUUUAACACCUUUUUGAUAACUUAAUUGAUGUUUCAAAAUGUAGCAAAUAAAAUCAGGUUGUUCAGAAAUGAGACGACAUUUAGCGAGUGAGUCGAAAUGUUGCAAAUAAAGCCAAAAAUAUCAAGAAGUUGAUAUUUCAAGAAUAAAGUUGAAAUCGUAGUCGUCGUUUUCUUCCGCUUAUCCGGGUCCGGGUCGUGGAAGCCCAGACGGCCCUCACCCCAACCACUUCCACCAGCUCCUCCUGGGGGAUUCCCAGGCGCUCCCAGGCCAGACGAGAGAUAUAAUCCCUCCACCUGGUCCUGGGUUGACCAUGAGGGCUCCUCCCGGUGGGGCAUGUCUGGAACACCUCUAACAGGAGGCGUCCAGAAGGCAUCCUAACCAGAUGCCCGAGCCACCUCAGCUGACUCCUCUCGACGUGGAGGAGCAGCGGUUCUACUCUGAGCGUCUCCCGAGUGUCCGAGCUCCUUACCCUAUCUCUAUGGCUGUGUUCACAAUGCAGGUCAAUUCUGAUUUUCUAACUAUAUGUGACACAUAUCUGAUUUUUUCAUGUAAGUGUGAACAGUGCAAUUCUGAUUUUUUCAAAUCCGACCCAGGCCUCUUUUGUAUGUGGAUAUAAAUCAGAUAUGUAUCUGAUGUGAUUGCAGUGUGGACGCUCAGGUCGCGUUCAUCUGACCUAUACAUCAUCAAUUUGCGACAAACGUCACCAUUGUUCGACGACACAAACAGGCAUGGAAAGCCGGAAAGACAGAACGGUUCGAGCGCCAAAAUUUUCGGUUGUAACAGAGCUCUGGUUGUAAUUUUUUCUACAGUCAUAUCUUCCUCCUUCAGCGUGAUGUUCCUGGCAGCUUUGAAUAAUACGUAGGACGCAUCCAUCUCCAUGACAACAGGUUAGCCUUUCUACCGCUCUGGCCUGAAGUUUUUAGUCCAUGUUGUUGGCUACUGUGCAUGUGCGAACAGUAGAAAGGCACCGUGGGAAAUGGGGACAUCAAUAACCCGAAAACGAAAAGUAGAUUUAUUAUUUUGUUUUAGUUUCCAUCUCUGUUUAUAUUCUGUUUUGAGCUGAAAAUACGAAAACAAACACUAAUCUUUUAUUUUUUUGGUUAUAUAGAAAAACAAAUAAACAAAAUAUUGACUAGUUUUUUCGUUUUUCGUUUACGAGAGUGAAUGGAUGGAUAAUACAUGGACCACACCAGAAUUGGAGUGAUGUGAUCAUGUUUCUGUUUACCUGUUAAAAGAUGAGCAGCAUUUUGGACUUAGUGUAAGUGUGUAUCCAGAUAUCCGGAACAAAGUCAAAAUUAAGAGAGGCAAGUCAAUAUAACAACAAGAAAGUCAAGAUGCUCAUAAAAAGUCAAAAGGACUGUCAAAUAUGUCAAAAAAAAAGACUUGAAAAGUUGAGAAAAGACGAGUCAAUAUGACUUUACAUUUUGAAACAGGAUAAAAGGGGUUAAAUUAAAAAAAAAAAUUGAACUGUCACCGAUAAAAUCAAGUGUAAAGGUUAUAGUAAAAAAAUUUAAAAAAUAAGGAAAAUGUCGAGAACAAAGUUGGGUUUGGUCAUCCAGGUUUACAGCUGCUUCUGCAUGUUUUAAUUUGAGAUCACUUCUGUUGUUCCCAGAUCUACAUUUUCACAGAAACACCAAAAGUCUUCAGUGUCAUUUAAAGCCGAGAAAUUUCCCCUCAGCUUUCUCUCUCUGAUUUAGUUUUACUGCCUUUCGUUUCACCGCCGCCUCCAGCUCUUGGUUUUAUGAUUAUGGACCUUGAUAAAGUUUCCGUUUUAUUUUUAUUCAUAAAGCGAAGUAACAAGUGAUCGUGUUUCUGCUGAGUCAUGCUUUAUGCAUGUGCAGAGCUGCACUGAGCAGCUUCAUCUGACAGAAUCUCACCCUUUGAUUUGUUCGGAGUCUUCAUCCUGCAGGGAGCCAAAGAGAGCAAGGUGAGACAUCCUAAUCAGAGGAAACAUCAAGGUUUCAAACCCUCGGACAUUUAGGACGCAGUUAACCCCAAAUUACCUUAAAAAUACAGGGAAAAGAAACGGGAAUGAAGUCCUGAAAAAAUUGUCCCUUUCAAAGAAUGACAGACAUACAAAAUUAUUUUUAAAUGUAAGUCUGAAUGACCUUUGUGAUUAUAUCUCUGGUCAUUAUGUAAUCAAACCAUAGACUGUAUCUACCACGGAUAACUCGGGCUCACUGACGUUACACUAAACCAUCAAGAAACACAGGCGAGGUGCUUUCAGUGACUCAGUUUGAUGAUUUUUAUUGUUUUCACCCACAAUCAGACUUGACCACAAUCUGAGCUGAGUCAGAAACAUAAAAACAGUCAGACUAAUGAAUGUGAUUAUUAUUAUUAGAGUGAUUGAAAAGCUCAUAACAACAUGUUGAUCUGACAAAAGUCUCAUUAUAGAUGUCUUUACAAACACACUGAUCCAACAGAAGCAGACAGAAAUAUCCAUCGAUCACAUGAACACAAAUAUUCAGCAAAUAGAGAAAGAAACAGAUCAUCUGAAGAGUUUUUGGGGACGACUGGAAAGACUUUAGACGGUUGGAUUUGGGACAGGAAAUAAGGUUGUCCUUUUUCAUCUUUCUUUCCUUAUUUUGACGUCAUUUUUUUUAAAGUCUCAGACCUUCAACAUCUGCACCAAAUGAAGGUGAUUUGAACAAAUGAUCAUUUUGAUGUUGUUGAUAUCAAACUUUAUGAAGAUUUUUUUAAAUGAGAAAUACAAACAAUUAAAGUUAUCCACAAUCACUGUCCUUAAAGCUGCGACCAAAUCAACAUCUUUACAAAAAGACUGAAAAAGCUGAAAUAAAGAACUAAACCGAGAGUUUUUGGUGAGACUGAUCCACAAACAUUAACAAACCAGAACAUUUCAAGAGUUCAAUGAUAUCAUUACAUGUUUUUGGUCUGAUUGACUCAAAAUUCUCUUUAUUUGAGUUUAAUAAACUCAGCACAGGCUCCAUCAGACCAGUUAAAAAAAGACAAGGGUAUCCACAGUCCAGCAUGUAGCGGCUCAGUGAAUCUGGUCUGGACUCUGUGGAGGAGAGUCAUGGUUUUAGAGACGCUGUAGAAGGACAGAAUACCUGCUCUGUGAUCCAGGUACACUCCUACUCUGUAGGACAGAGGACCUAAGACAUCAGUGCAGACAUUGUUGUGAACAAAUUGAUAACUGUCUUUAUACCACUCUAACCUCCAAGAUUUGUCAUUUUCUCCAAAUUUACAAUCCUCUGAUCUCCCUGCUCUGCUGAUAGUCUUGUAUGCGACUGCUACAUAAACCUCAUCCCCUCUCCAGUCCACCUCCCAGUAACAACGUCCAGUCAGACUCUCUCUACUCAGGACCUGUUCAUGAUCAGUGAAUCUGUCUGGAUGAUCAGGAUAAGACUGUCGUUGAUUUGUAUAUGUUGCUCUUCUGUUUCCUUGAGAUAAUAACAGAUAUCUGUUUGCUGUGUUUGGAUCCAGUGUGAUUCUUUGUGAAUAUCUUAAGAAAUCAGCUCUGGUCUUGGGUUCUGGUUCUGGUUCUAACAGUAAAACAUCCACUUCAGUCACUGCCUGUGAGACGUUUGUCCACGUCUCUCUCAGAAGAUCCUGGAGUUUCUCUCUGAGCUCUGACACAGCUGCUGUCACCUCCUCAAAGUAUCUCAGAGGACGGAUGUUGAUUCUGGAUGAGUCUGCAGGUUGACCCGGUUCUGACAGUGAAGGGUAGCUGUGCAGAAACUGGUUGUGGUCCUCUGUGAGUGAGAGCUUCUGCAGAUCAGCGUCUUUCCUCUUCAGCUCAGUGAUCUCCUGCUCCAGCUUCUCCUGACGCUCUUUGACUCGACUCACUUCACGUUCCUGCUGGGAUCUGACCUGCUGCUCCACGUCAGAGCGGCGUUUCUUCAUGAGACGGAUCAGCUGGUUGAAGAUCUCCUGGCUGUGCUCCACUGCUUUAUCAGCAGAGCCGUUGAUAGCCUCCACUUCAUGUUGGAGCAGCUUCACAUCUUUCUUUCUGUUCUUGAUUCUCUGCUGGAUGUUUUCUCGACUCUCCUCCAGAUCUUUCUGCCUCUCAGUCCUUUCUGCUGCAGCUGAGACUGUGUCGUGGCCUUUGUGUUGGUCCAAACAGCAGAUAGAACAGAUGGACUUCUGAUCAGUGCGGCAGAAGAUCUUCAUCACCUCACCAUGAUGAGAGCAGAUGUUCUCCUGGAGCUUCUUGGAGGGCUCCACCAGCUUGUGUUUCUUAAAUGAAGGUGAUUCAAAAUGAGGCUGAAGGUGAAUCUGGCAGUAAGAAACCAGACACUGAAGACAGGACUUGACAGCUUUCAGUUUUCUCUCACUGCAGGAAUCACAGGCCACAUCUUCAGGUCCAGCAACAGAGGAACCAUCAGGAGCAGCUUGGAGUCCGCUCUCCUUCACUUCCUCCACUAAACCUGCUAACAUGGUGUUUUUCUUUAGGACAGGCCUCCGUCUGAAUUUCCAUCUGCACUGAGGACAGCUGUAGAUCUUCCUCUCACCCUCAGUAUCCCAGUAGGAUUGAAUACAGCUCAUGCAGAAGCUGUGUCCACAGGAAACAGUCACCGGAUCCUUCAGAAGAUCCAAACAGAUGGAACAAGAGAGAGACUCACGGUUCAGAUGAACUCCUUUCUGCGCCAUUUCAACACUCACUGUCGACAGCGACUGACUGACAGAGUUUUAUUUCCUGAGAAGUGAAACUAGUCUGAGCUCUGAUCCUUUGUCAACUCGUUAGAUGUUGGUUACACCCAUCUUCAGACUUUGAACCUGAUAAGAUCUGGGAGGAAAAAUCCAGUUUUUCUACAGACCAGAAAGAGGAGCGGCGAUGUGAACUUCAGACUCUCAAACUCCAACAAGCAGAGGUUAUUAAAGCUGCAGCGGUCCUGAAGAUCAACUGAACCAACAUUUAUUCACCUCAUAUAAACCUCAUGGAUCACAGAAACACUUCCACUGUUUUAUCCUGAUAUCCACACAUAUUUAAAUAUACAACACAUAUAAACUCUCUCUCUCUCUCUCUCUCUCUCUCUCUCUCUCUCUCUCUCUGUCUCUCGCUCGUUGACCUCUGGGGAAUGUGUUAUUUGGUUUGUGCUUGUUGUUUAUUCUCGGACUAAACCAUUUUGUGCCUCUAAGAGGGGGGCCCCCAGAAUGUCCAAUAAGUUGGACAUGAGUUGAAACAAUGAAGUAUGUGCAUGGGUUGAACCUCAGACAUCCAUCUAACGGACCUGACAGUUCAAAUCUUCAGAGUCCAUUUAUACACAGGAGGCCAGAGCAGCAAAAACAUGAGUACACAAAUGACCCGGUUAAAGGCAAAGUCACCUCAGUAAACAGGUCGAAACACUGGAGGAGAAACGGGGCUGGAGUGUCGACAGGAGGGAACAAAACAAACCGAGCUUCAAUACAAACAGAGAGUGGGGAUAGCAGGACACAGGUGCAGGUACAUCUGGGUAAUCGGGGGGCAGGUAAUCAACAGAACCUGGGGCGGGAGACACAGGUGAGUAACAAAAUACAACAGGAAACAAAAGACAAGAGACAUGAAGCUUUGAAGUCAAUCAUUAUUAACAGACUGACGACGUGACAGAUAUUAAUACAUGUCAAAAUAAUAACAAAGAGGGAGUCCUUUACUUCUUUUCAGGCUUCAUAUCGUGUGUCUGAUAGCUUUUUAGUAAUUGAUUUAAGGCUUGAACAUCUCCAGCAUUCCAGAACCCUCGUCCACUGUUGCAAUGCUAGAAAGUCACUAACUAGAAUGUCAAAUUUUGAAUCAGAGAUAAACAAUCUGAAAGAGACAAAAAAAGUCCCAAUCAACAACGGACUUGAUGUUAUGUUCGUUAUGCCUUUAUAAGGAGAUGCCCCAAUUGGUGAUGUCAUGAAUUGAGCAGAUUUGGUGCCCUCUUAUUAGAGGUCAUGCGUGAACUUUUGAACAAGCCCUCAGUUUUCAUCCGGGGAAUACUUGGACACAACUUGAAUUUUUGCACACAUUUUGUGUAAAGUAACCAGAUGUCCCCGAUUUCUGCGGACAGUCCCCGUUUUGGAUGACCUGUCCCCAGCAAAAGAUGUCCUCGAUUUAAGCGUUUCAUGAACGAGAACCAAAAUGUUGCAUAUGGACUAGAACAACGGUUAUUACAGUAGCCAAAUAGGUAGGAAGCACGAGUAACUGGCUUAACCCACAGGAUCCGGAACGGCUCCGCUCCGGACCGGCAGGCGGAUCAGAUCCGCAAGCAUACAGUGCCCACCGGAUCCAAUCCACCGCUGCCAGUGUCGGAGGAGAAGCGCUCACGAGAUGACUGAUAUUUCUCGCGAGACUGGACAAGAUCUCACAAGCUCUCACGUGUAUCCACGGGAGUCAUAGAUUGAGACCCACCGAUCGGUGCAUAUAAGCGGCGGUGUACAUAAACACCCACAUCCCACAACCCUGGUCUCUCCUAUAUCAAGCUAAGAGCAGUUCAAUGUACUGACUUCAUUUUAUUUUGAAAAUUCACUGGGUAUUUUACUCUGUAACUGCAUACAACUUCCGCUGCUGCUUGUUCUGCGCUGCACUGAAUUGAUGUGCCGUGCUCCGGCAUCCGGCAAAAAUAGAAGCCUUGCGUAUCUGAUCCGGCCGCCGGAGCCGAUCCACAGUGGAGCCGGACACCGAAAAGAUUCUGUGGAAUGACUCACAUUGAUUAUAAUGCUCGCAGAUUUGAGCUGCCGACCGUGCCGAAGUGUAGCGGAACCGUUCCAGACCCUGUGGGUUUUGCUCGUAAGCAUGUUGCGCGCUGUCCUGAACAACAGUUUUUACGGGGGGCGUGCGCUGCUACUAGGUAGUACUGAGAUGUUGUCUGCGAUGACGCAGCCGAUGCCCCUUCCCCUACCCCCCGGAUGUCUUUGGAUGUCCUUAGAGAAAUCUAGUCACCUACGUUUAGUGUUGACAUCUAAUAUUUGAAAAAGUUAAAGAGAGGAACAUGGCCACUUUUCAGGAAUGCUGUGCACUUUGAGGUCACCCAGAGGUGGAGUUUUUGUCAUGAUGAAGUGACGUUUUGUGCAGUUAUCACCAUCUCUGAGCAGUAAAAUUGUCACUCUGCGUGGCUGUUUGUGAAUAAUUCAUUUUUGUAGAGAGGCUCAUUUUAGAAAAGAAGAGCCAAUUUGGCCUCAGAGGAGUGUGUAAUGGCUCAUUGAAAUGUGUGUAAACAACACUGCAGCACAGAGAUGCUAUUUUCCACGGGCGGCAACAGCUGGUCUUCUGAAAUGAAGCUAAAGCAGAAGUCGUAAAAACUGCAGUUCUACAUGUGUCCACUAGGGACUGGCUGCAGAAGCACUCAACGCCACAUAAACAGUCAUUUAAAAAAAGGAGUUUUAAAAGGAAGAUGUUUACAGACUGGUUAAAAAAAAAGAGUUCUCUAAGGAGGUGUUUUGGACCAAAAAGGAGGAGAUCUUGAUGAAGGCCCAGAGUUUGCUGGAUGAGUAAACAACUCACCUGGUCUAGGAACGCCUUGGGAUCCUGCUGGAGGAGCAGCUUUGAGUGCUUGUACUGUCUUUCGACUCAUUUGUUUGUAAUAAUGAUAAUUAUAAUAAUUAUAACGUUCGGAAGUUUGUAUGAGUCCCUGCUGGAAAUGAAUAAACUCUAAGCCUACAAUGAUGAGUCACGGUUUAUUUCCUAGUCUGGAAAGUGACUCUUUGGUUAUUAAGAACGUGCUGAGCAAUAACUCAGGAGGAUAGAAGAGAAAACUCUGCUAAAGUCAGAGUAUUUUGAAACGUGCUCUGCUGCACACUGCUGGAGCCCAUGUGCCGAUCAGAGGCGAAAAAAGCACCAAAAUAAGAGCGGGCUGAAGUGAAGCAGAAUGAUCCUUUAAACAGUACAGCCUCUGCUCUGUGCUGCAGGUUAUUUUUUCUAAAGCAGACGUGAACUGAGUCUGAAUGUUCUGCUGCACCUGAGCUGAUCCCACCUGCCCUCUGGAUACGACCACAAACCCUCCGCUGUGUUUUUUUUUUCUUCAUUUCUGUUUGUCUUUUUUCUGUCGGUCUGCCUCUUUUUCUCCUUUUUAUUCAGUUUGAGAAGGAAAACCUCAAGUCGUUCUUAUUCAACCCCUCUAUUUUUUAUUUCAGACAUCCCACAACUCUUGCUGUUCUUUUUUUCUUCCAUACAUACGCUACCUAAACUCUUUAAAGGGACAUUCAAGUGUUUUUUAAGUGGGGUUGAUGAGAAACUGCCAGGAGAACCGGUACACAAGCUAGGCUACAGUUUACUGUGGAUGGGGUCAAGUCUGCCAUAUGACUUUGUUAAUUUUGAGACACUCUGACCUAGGACCGGGCGGUUAUAUGAUCGAUUAUAUGAUCAACACAACAGAUCUGUUUAAUCAUUUGAAGAAGUUCUUCCUGAGUGAUUAUACGGAAAGUAUGAAAAUGUGGGCCGGGUCUGUACAGCCUGCUGACGUCACGAGUAGCAUUAGCAGUUUAGCUACAACUAGCGUACAGCAAUCAAUUGUCUUAUCUACGCUUACAUCAUCUAAUGUUUACAUUUUAAGGCGUCUUCAUUAUUCCUGAAAGGGCACUUUUGUUUAUUUUAGGUCUUGCAUACCUGCAGAAACACUCAUGACUGUAAACUAGUUCACUGUAUUAUUUAAUAUUAAUCUACAAUUGUUGUCCUGUUGAGUUAUAAUGGUUUUUAUAUUUUUCUAAGUUUAUCUUAUUUAAUUUGCUUUGAUAUUUAAUUUGUAUGUUAGUAUAAUGUUAAACUAAUCUCUACAGAUGCUUUAAAACUGGCAGUUUAAAAAAAAUACAAAAAAAUCGUGAUAAUAAUCGAGAUCGGACGAUACAUCAAAAUAAAUCGUGAUCUUUUUUUUUUUUUUGUCAAACCGCCCAGUCCUACUCUGACCCAAAAACUCAUUUAGGUUCAGUGUACGCUCCACCAACAUACAUCUGUUUUCUUCUUCUUUGUUUUGGCAGACUAGACGCCCUCUGCUGUUUCCAUGUGAUAUCUGUUAGAGCUUAAUUAUAUCCUGUUGCAUAUUCCAAUGGACUUCAGCUACUGCUGCGGCUAACAUACGUCCUCUGUGGGCAAAACACUAACUAGAGACAUACACACUCACACAGUCUCUUAAAUAACCCUUUAAGGAAUAUAUCAGGUAGCUCUUGCCCAAACAACAUGCGUGAAAUGUUUGUGUCGAAAUAUCAAAAUUAUGUUGUCAAGAUAUAUACAUAUAUAUAUAAGAUAUAUAUACAUAUAUACAAGAUAUAUACAUAACUUUCCUGCUUCUCCAAACUUGUCCUGUUUGUUUGAUAAACGUCACGUCAAACUCAACAUUUCUAUUUACUUCACUGUCAACAAGCAGAAGCACAAUGUUCUGCAGACCUAUUUCAUGUGAUGUCCGAUCUGCUUGUCUUCGGCGUCGCCCCUGCUAUUUGGAGUUUAUAACUUUUGCGUGAGUUUUCAACCAAUCAGAAUCAAGUGGUGUGGAGUGAGACAGCUGAGUCAUAAAUGAUGAGAAAGACGUCAGAAUUGGAGCUGCAGAGCAAACCUGAAUGUCUAACACAUCUUCCUUUUCUUCCGGCUUGUUUGUUAAUUCCUGUGCUGUAAGCAGAGCUGCUCUUCAUCUCCGUCUGUCUCUGGGUGUUUGCAAAGAUGGUAAAUUGCUUCAUUCAGGUGUCCCGGUUGGCUUUGUAUUUCUGGUUUUGAAACGAAAAUAAUCAGAAGUAGAAGAGUUUGAAUUUCUCUUUGCAACAAUUUCUGCUAUGAUUACAUUUUCUGGAAAUUUAAACGCUGCAUUUGUUAAAGCCGAAGAUGUGGUUUUUCUCCUGCACAGAGCGCUCAGACAUUUGACAUUUGACUUUCAAUACAUUUUGAAGAUUAAACUCACUGUCCUCUCUCUGUACCGACUCCUCACUCCUUCUUUUCUUACUACAGCUCUCUCUCCUCUCUCUCUCUCCUCUCUGUCUGUCUGUCUGCUGUUGUCUCUCUGGUCUGUUGUUGUGUGAAAUGUAAAACAGACCGGACUCUGCCUCCUGUGAGACAGACUCUACAGUCGGAGCAGAGCAGCACGGCUGCAUCUGAGGUGGAAAAACAAAUAUUUCACUGCGAGCAGAGACUCAGCACUCAGAGCUGCUGCAUCUGACACUUGACAGUUUUCAUCGCAGCAGCUCAGGCUGAGCUCACAGCCACUUUUAUCAGGAUUAGUGAUGCCAAGGUGCGGUGCUGACAGCUGGUCUAACAUUACAGCUGCAGUUUCAGCCCCAGUAUUACUUCGCAUAAAGCCACAAAACCAUAACUGUGUUGAAACUGAGAGUGUGUUUAUACUCCAGGGACAGUUUGGCCUUUUUAAAAUGAACCUAUUUGUUUUCUGGCUGGAAAUGAGAGAAGACAGAAGGUGAACUCUGUUGAAACUAAAGCAAUUAGCUGUUUGGAUUUGCUGAAAUGUUUGGAUGCAGUAAAUUAUAAAUGAGCAAAUAUCUGCAUAUGUGUUUCUGCAGCAGGCUGUCAGUGGGCACAGCUGGUGUCAAUUCACAGCUUUAUUUGGAGUUAUGUCCGAGACUUUCAGAGAGUCAGCUGCAAUAACGCACCCGACUCACAAUGCCAUCUGAACGUGGAGCUCGGGUUCAUGAGUUUUUCAGGGAUUGACGGGUGUGAAAAACCAAGAUUAUGUUCACGUUUUAAAACAGUGAUACCGUCAUUUAGCUCUUAUUUUUUACACUGCCUUACACCAGAAUUACUCUGUAUCCUGUUUUGAUUACAAACAUGCUUUUAUUUCUUUUGGGCUGUUGUGAAAAGACGUUAAAGACCCAUGUUUUUCUUGUUGUCUACAUGUUCAUUUUUCUGAUGCUACAGGACAUAUCAGGAGAAAUUGCACUUCUGAGUAUUUCUGCAUUCAGAUCUCUGUGAAUCUCUUGCAGACCCAAAUGGCAGGUUCAGACACAGUGAGAUUUUCUAUGUCAUAAACCCAAGCUCCGCCCCCGAGCCCAGCUAUGCAUGCCAGACUCGGAAAAGUAGAGAGGACGAUCGCGGAACAACCGUGUGUGUUAGCGGAUUACGAUGCUCGUAAGAAAGCUAAUUAUGAUAUUAACUUUAAUCAUGUCCUCAAAGACAUUAGUGUCUGAGAGCUGAAUACCUCCUACGUUACCUGCCACUUCUACUACAUUGGCAAUGUGCGGCGACAAGCUAGCGUGAGGAAGAGUGUGCAGAGCAGCGUUAUCUCGGCCUACAAUUCAGAUGUGAAUUGCUAAUGAGCUACUGGAGCUUUGUAGAAGAAAAUGACACAGGUAAUGUGAUUUUGGCUAAAAACUUAAUGCAAUUUACAGACCACUGAUAUCAGUUUAAGUAGUAAAAAAGAAAAAACGAUCAGAGUGGGACUUAAAUGAUUGAACCGCUAUUACUAAAAAAUACUUACAUGCAACAGCUGUGUUUGGUGGUAUGGCUCUGCCCUCAGAGCUCUAUGCCAAGAGGAAUGCCAAAGCCUGUAGCAUGAGAGCACACCUCCCCUCUGUUUUUAUGUACAUAAUUGAAAAACCAAGGCAGGGAGAGCAGCAGCAAAGACCAACGGGAUACAGUAUGACUCUGUUGUGGGAGCUUCUUGAUCUUCCAUGUGCACAUGUGGAAUGCCAAAGCCUGCUGCAGGGGAGAGCCAACCUCCUAUCUGUUACGGGAAAAGAAGCCAAGGCAGGGAGAGCUGCAGCAAAGACUGACAGUAUACAGUAUGGCUCUGUUCAGUUAGCAUCCUACUCUCCAUGUGCAAAUGCAGAUUGCCAAAGCAUACAGCAAGAAAAGUAAUCCUCUCCUCUACAUUUUUGUGAAUACAUGAAAUGCAGAGGCAGGGUGAGCAGCAGCAAAGACCUUCCUGGGUGCAGACCACAUCAGGGAUCAGUGACAAAAUACAGUAUAUGACACUGGUAAAAUCAGACACAGCAUAGAAAAGAGGGGUGGGAGUUAGGGUGGGUUGUAAAGACUUGCAGAGGAAGCAGGAAGAGUGGACUGGCUGAAGUAAUCUUAAUAGAACGUCCAUUUUUGACAUUCGCCAAGUAGAAGCGCAGGGGGUUAUCAGCUGAGCUAUUAGCUGAUUUUGGCUAGUGUUAGCAUCAGCUGAUAUGGGCUGAUCUUGAUUUUCAUUGGCUGCCUGAACUAAUUCUAAAGAGAAAAGAAAGCAAAGGCCCCCUGCUGGUGGAAAACGGAGACUACAGUCACUUCUUAUCUCAUUGACUUCAGUCGCCAUUUUCACUGAUUUAUGACUCUGUCAGAGAGCUGUUACGUCCCUACCUGCUGGUUCUACAGAUAAAAAACUUCUUAAACCUGCAGACUCUUGGCCUCAAGUCUGGAAAAACACUUCAGGGAGUUUCUGAUCCUGUCUUCGACAGCCGGCCGCAUGAACCCACAAUAAAUCAAGACUAGACAACGACUUCCGAGGCCGUUGUACCGAGGUCUUUAUUUUCGUAUCUUAAUGUAUCUCUGAUUCUCCUUGAAGUCGUGACGGUUCAGUGUGUCAACGAAAUCUUUCCAGACUUUUUUAGCCUAGAGGAAAGACUCCUCUCCUCUGAAUUGUCUUUUCUUAAUCUCUCAUGAAAUAAGUAGUUUUCUUACUCUGAGAUGACUCAAUCUCCCGUCUCUCCUAAAGCUCCCCUCAGGAGAAAUGAGGAGCAUCAGUGAAGAUCAGUCCCAGACAAAUGAUCCAAAGGUAAAAAUAGAAAGAGGAAAUCGGUCCUGUCAGCCUCUGGGAGCUUCAGGAUUUUUCUGAGUGAUCCACCUGAGCUGAUGAAGACUGUCAGUCAAUCACGGUACAGUUUAGGGAGACAGAGGAGUUGUUUUUCUGUCUGUAAAGUGAUCUUUUCAGCCUGUUUGAUGCCCUUUUUGGAUCCUGGUGCUCAGUUUAUUUAUAAAAAGAGUUGUUGGUGCCUUUAGUUUCUCCUAAAGGAAGUUGGUUCAUCUAAGACUAAAUCUCUCAGAUCUCGGAUGCUUCAGAAACUAUCUCCCCUCGAACCUUCUGCAAUUACUUAUUUGAAACUGCUUGCUUAUGUUUGUAUCUGCUGCAUUGUCGUCUGUGUCUCGGCACCAUUGCAGAUGAGAUUUCAUAAAAAUAAAAUGUAGUAAUUCAGACACAAAAACUGAACAAAGUUUAAUUUUUUUUAACCAUGCCUCCUUAAGGGCUUGAGUGUCCUAAAAAUGAGUUGUAUCCUGGUUUUAGUCAUAUUUGGGAUCUAGUGUUUGCAUCAAUCAACAACCUCAAGUCUUGAGAAAUUUGCAUAAAAAGUGCUGAAAACUGCUGUUCCCUGAGUGUCCACUAGAGGCUGUCUGCAGAGGCACCGGCAAACAUGUUCACACCGAAAUUAAACACAUUCAGACUCUGGUUCAAGGACAGCUUUGGUCUGAAUAGUUCAAGGCUUUCAUGGCACCCACAGUCCGGGGAGUGGAUUCUGGGGGGUUUCUCCGGAACGGGUCUGAAAUCAGAAAAUGGUGUUUACAUGCUGAAACACACACACACACACACAAAAAUUGAUACUUGAAGUACCUGACGAGAACUGAGAUUCUCAAGUGAGACUUGUGCUUGCUUAAAAAAUAAAACGUUUGCCUCGUUUGGACGCUGUCUGCCUCCUUGCUGGGUUAAGCCACCGUGAGAACAGCACCCUCUAGUGACGGGCUGAAGUAUAGCUCAUAAAUCCCGUCUCCUCCAGCAAUUCCUACAGACGGGUUUCUGUGCAAUGUCAUCGCUGGUAUGCGCACGCAGCCUUGGGCCAGAAAGCGGGACAUUUUUCAUUUGUUUACUAGUGGAGUCAACGGAGAAAGUAAAUGACAAGGAGCUGUUGCGCUGUAAACUGCACGAAUCUGUAAAACAAACAAUCGGCAAACAUUACCACCCUGCUCCUGAUGUUAGAAACAUCUAAAACAACGUCAUCACCUGGUAAAUUGAGUGAAAUUCAUGGACAUUUCAGCAAGUGUUUUUAUGAUUUUGAUGCAAUGAAAGACGAAGUGAUUUUUCAAUGAAAUGACAUUUUUUUGCAAUUGUGUCCGGGAGAACUUGCAAACAAUACGACAUCUUCAUUGAUAUCAGUUCACUCUGAAGCAGACUUUUGCCCAAUGGUUGCACGUGCACCUAGUAUUGUUUUACGCAAGAGACCCGCCUAUGGAGCUGUGGACAAACUUUAUAAAUUAAUUACACAUAAUAUAAAUCCCCCCCCCCCCCCCUCACUGGUUGUGAUGUUGACAUGUAGUUACUGUAAGAUUGGUCUGUGCUCAAGUCCUCUUUUUUUCUGUGCAGCUCCAUUUUUAAAGGUUUUAAGGGGUUCAUGUUUUCUAUGAUUGACACUUGAUACAGCCUAUGGGCGUACGAAGAUUGCACAGCUCACCCAGUGGAUACGCUGUUUGAGCCGAGCGUCAUCACAGCGACUCUCCCACUGAAUGCGUACAACGCUGGAUCGUCCAGAACAAAGUAACUCAAAAGUAAGCAGAUUUAUUGAACGACUGGGGCGGAGGUAUGAUGCAGGUUUUUAGAAAAUAACGGAAACAGAUGUCACAGAGUGUAACUGAUGGUGGCGAGUCCACAAAGACCUUAUGGGAGGGUGUUUUACGGAUUCCCAGAAUUCAUUCAGAAAGAACGUCCCUGUGCCAAUAUGGUACAGGGACACACAGACGGUCGUAUACAUCUGUGCAGGAAGCAGGAUGGUAGUUAGCAGCAGAACUCCACGGGAAGCUCCGAUCGUCUGAAUGAAACCAGCUGAGAGCUUCAUAGAAAACCUACAGCUGCAUGAACACAGCAGCAACAUCUGCAGAGAGGAAACGUGUGCAUGACGCACUCACCGAUCAGUCGAUAUCAUCCCUGAAUUCACAAUGUACCAAUAUGACCGUGUGUGAGCUCAGUCAUGUACGAACAACAUUUCUGUUUCAUUUCACAAAAACGUCCUCAGAGUUGGAUUUACUAUAUGUACUGUUGAUGAAGUUAGGUGCUGUUCUGAACAUUAUUUGUGUCUAUAGAGUGGCAUUUUGGUUGAGGUUUGUUUAUGGCUCCUCAGACUGCUGUGUAUUGCUAUCCUGUGGUCGUUGCUAAAGUUGGUAUAACUAGAGAAGCAAGCGGCCUGUAACAUUCAUCUCUUGAGGGGGUGUCUAACUUGGUGUUACGGUUUGUUUGACCCAAAGUUAAUUUUACGACAGAAUAUCCCCUUAAGUGCAGAAUUGACAAAAAACAACCUCCUCAGUUUUUUCACGGCGUUUCAUGUCGUUGUACAUUUUCUGAUGUUGCUCCAGAGUUUCUUUGAAGUCCGCAGAGGGACGGCUCACAUCAAUUCACAUCAGAACCAAAUAUAAAAAUACAGAAAAGGCUGAAAAACUCAAUGAGAAAUAAUUCACUGUCAACACGAGCGCUCAAAACAAGAAGUUCUCUGUAAGAGCUGCUGUUCAGGCUGUUUUUGGCACACAGUCACCUUCAUUACCGAGACUGACACACACAAACACACACUCAUUACUCAGAGCUGUCACUACGGGACAGUCAGUGACUUACCUGUGUGUGUCAGUCUGUGUCCUCUCCUCUUUAUUUCCUCAGAUUGUCUUCUUUCUCUCUUUGCUUACGUCCUCAAAUUUCCUCAAAGUUUCUCAUUUGCAUGUUUUUUCAUGCUCUCAUCCGUAAUUGUUGUUUGCUUGUUUCUUUCUUCUCUUACUCUCUGUUUUCUCCUGCUGAUAUUCUGCAGACCCUGCACUCAUGCUGUUUAUUUCCUCUCCUUUAUUUAUGCUUAUUAAGAGCCGCUGUUGUUGUUGUUGUUGUUUAUCUGGCACCUUCGUUUCGUUUUCCCCUCUGCCUCUGUGAGACCUGAGCGUGUGCGAGCGCAGACUUCAGGCUGAGUUCAGACAGAGGCACAUCAGUAAUGGAGAGUCUGUCCUCAGCAGAUAAACAUUAGCGCUCUGUUUGAACAGCCGACGUUUAUUUUCCUGACACGCACCUUCUCCUGGUCAGACAAAUAAUUACUGUCGUCUCCGAGUGGAAAAUUGAGGAUGACCCGAGGAGGUCUCGCUGCUUUGUACAUCUCAGGAAGCUGCGAAGAGUAGGAGAGACAUGAUUUUACAUAAAACACUCCUUGGGUUUCUUUCUCGGGCCCCUCAGGAAGUUCUGCUGCUGUGGUUUAAGAAAAUUAAUCACGCACUUUAGUUGAUCCUCUGCAUCUUUUCUGCAAAUCUGACCAAUCACCAAACUCCAUUCUUACUGAUCUCAUCAUGUUUGCAGAGAUUGAAGUGCUUGUUUUACUUUGUCCUGAAAUGUGUGGAAGUCUCUGCAUGAUAGAGGCUUGUUCAGUCCACAGCUGCUCCAUCCCAGCGAGGCUCAGGUGUGACUGUUUUCCUUUCAUAAGCUCCCCUAUCAGCCUUUACCUACAAUAUGUUUUAUUAAGUAAACACAUGGAAAUAAACCUCAUCAUUGUGAUUAUUUAACCGUUUUUGGGCAUUAAAAACUGACUGCAGUCUGUUUAGCGACCUUUCAAGCCCCGUGCAUUAACUAAAAGUUUUGGCAUGCAGCGCAAACGCCAUGAUUAUUUUCCAUCUGAUGCAUUUGUUAUUUUUUUAUCAAGUAAAAGCAAAAAAACGUGGCAGUAUGACCAACAAAAUCCUGGUUCUCUUUAAUCUCAAACAUCAGCUCUUUGUUUCAUCUCACCUUACUGUUGUAAUUCCUUAUUCUCUUGUUUGUCUCGACAGCGUCUUAGUAAUUCACAGCCCGUCCAGAGUAAAUCAGAUAGACUCUUCACCAAACACAAACAGAGAGGGUACAUUAACCACAUUUCUGCUUCUCUUCACCUGCUCCCUGUUAAUCUUAAAGGGAUACUCCGGCAUAAAAUUAAUUUACGGUCAAACACGCCGGAACACAGAGUUAGACACCCCCUCCAGAGAUGAAUGUUGUCGACCGCUUGCUUCUUUAGUUAUACCAACUUUAGCAACGACCACAGGAUAGCAAUACACAGCAGUCUGAGGAGCCAUAAACAAACCUCAACCAAAACGCCACUCUAUAGACACAAAUAAUGCUCAGAACAGCACCUAACUUCAUCAACAGGACAUACAGGGUCCUAGUCACAGUACUAGCCACCAAACAUCUUUUUAACUUUGACUAAUUUCUUUAGCAAAGGGACUAAACACAACUCACGUACUCUCUUCCAGCAGCCGUUGUUUGUAGCGAGACCUUGACCAGUCCAUCAUCAUCUACUCCCGGGGGUGCCACAGCUCAAGGAAGAACAUUUAUGAUCAUUUCUUUAUCAUUUUAUUGAAGUAUUAAUCAUCAUAUUAAUCAUUUUGCACUGCAAACUCAGUAGUUCUUCUGCCUUAGCGUCUCAGUCUGAUUGUAUUUCCAUGAAGUAAUGAUCAUAAAUGUUCUUCCUUGAGCUGCGUCACCCCGCUUUAGUCUGUAAUGGACUGGCCUAAGGUCUCGCAGGAUUAAACCCAGUGUUUCUAAAUAAAAAGGCUGAAAUCUGCUGUGUAAAUAGUAACACUCCUGUCUAGAGAUGCGUCUGACUUGAGAGCAGAAACACUGAUUGACAUGCCCUGAUUUUUUGGACCAUGUUUGGACUGAGCCAGGCCAGCUGUUCACCCCUCCAUCUCCAGACCUUGGCUCUAAUGUAGUAUUGCUCUCUUCAUGUUUUGCUCAGCACGGAAGCAAUGAAGCAAAAAAUGUCAGGCCACUUCUUUAAUAAUCUGACCCUAUAUGUUGAGAGCGUAUAUGUAGAGGUCUUGACCUUUAGAGACCACUUAAAGCAGAGAUGGAGGCUAAUGAAUGCCUCUCUGUAACAAUGAGCUCAUUCUCUGAUGAAGGAACUCAAAUGGAGCCGUGCACUUUGGCAGUACAACACGAUGUGGCAUUCAUGGCAGCAAAUCAGGCCGAAGAGAAAGGAGGUGCAGUGAAAAGAGGAGAAUGAAUCGAAUCAGGAGAAGCAGAAAGAGACGGGGAGGUAGAGCGAGCAUCUCGCUCUAAUAGAGCAUGUAACGGGGGUUUGAAUGGAGUCUAACCUGAAUGUGACCUCAUGUUAACACAGACUCAGGCUCUGCUGAUGGUUUCAUGAACCAGACCCCUGCUGCUGCACAUUAAACAUCCAGGAUGAGACCACUUCAUGGAAAUAUACGUACAGCUUUCCUCUCCAGUUUGCAGUAAUGGGCUUGGAUUGAAAAUCCAUCUGUCAGCAGAGACGACUAAAACGCAGGAAAAGUCCUCAGAGCAGAGAAAAUGGAAGUAUGUUCUUUUUUGUUCUGGCCAUUUUUCAGGUUGUUAAAUUGUCAUGUUACAGUCUUCACCUGCAGGACUGUGGGCUUGGAUGAGGCUGGGGGAAACGCUCUGACUGAAAUCCCAGAAAUCCUAAAGCUAGAGUUAGAAAGUUAAAAAAGUCAUCUUGAUUUUAUAUUUUAAAGGAGUGAAGGAAAAGAAAUGUUUUCAGAGCAGAUUUAAACCGUUGCAAGUUGGCCAACCCAUGUCAAGGACAUUAAACAAGAAGUUUGACCUGGAUAAGACUCUGAGUGCACUCAGUCUGGGUUUGUUUUGCUUCAUUGAAACAUUUACUUUGGCUUGAGAAAGAGACGCUAUCUUGAGACGCUCAACAUCGUUGUAUUGCACUUCAUUUGUGUGACCUGACAAACACUGAGAACCCACAGGAAAAGGUCUUGUAUUUUCAGACUCAGUUGGCACAGCCUAAAGGAGAUUUAUACUAUAGAUUAGUUUUGUAUGAUUUGCAGCUCAAAUAAACUCCUUGUGUAUCUGAUACUGGUGUGGGUAAAAACCCUUAUCACAGCAGUAUUCGGUUUCUUAAUAUAAAGUUGAACAGAACUCGUGGGUGUUACUUUUUACACAACUUUGAGUUCAGCAAACCACCUAAUAGUAACGCUUUUACAGAAAACGUCUGAGAACUUAAGGUCCUUACACACCGGGAACAACGCAAAUAUGUGAUGCGGAGGUACGAAAUAUUCGGAGGCGAAUUUUGAUGCACCUGACUAUACACGUCAAGCGCGAUGCGAUUUUGCAACUUUCCGGGGGGAAAAAAGACGCGUCCUGGGUGGAAGCGAGAAGACUGACACAACAGCUGACUGAGUGUUUUCCAGUUCUGAUUAGACACUAGUGUUGAGAUGUCUGUCUGUCAUGAUAGCAUGGACUGAGUCGGGGCCAGUACCAGAUAAACACAUUAAACAAUAAUCCAUAAACACAAGGUAACAACCGAGACCUAAUGGCGCUGUGACAGCAACGCUCUGAGUUUACAGUGAAAAUACAUAUGGUAUGUUGUAUCUGAACAGGUUAGCUUACGAGCUAAAGUUACUUAGCACAGAUGAAAGUUAAAACAAAGACGUUUAUCAAACUGUUAAAGCACGCAAACUAUCGUCAUAUGAGAAAUCCAACGCUAUGACUCUCCACAAGUUGUCCUUCAGGUCGUUAUCUUUGUAAUAUUUGUGUCUUUUAUCAAAAAUCACUCUGUUCUCCGACAUGAAAACAAUCAGCCAGUCGGCCAUGUUGGAUAUACCGCUGAAUCUGACGUUGCAACGACACGAAAUCUGAUUGGUCAGAAGUGGACACACAGUAUACGAAAAAAUAAAUGCAAUAUCGCAGGAUGGGAAAACGUCACUGAUGUGAACACUUGUAUUGACAGGAUACGGGAAAAAAAAUAUUGACGUCCGAAAUAAUCGCAGAAAAAAACUCUCCCGGUGUGUAAGGACCUUUACCGCGCUCCCCUCAGCCCAGUUUACAUGCUCCUAAACUGCAGCGGAUAACAGAAUUAUAUGCUGAUACUUCGGUCUCUGUGAUCUAAACUACGUUGAAAUCGCCAUUACAGUGUUUGAGUGUGUGAUGGAAACAGAUUUUACGGUGAAAUCUGGUUUCAAACAUGAACGUUUGAUCAAGUCUUUGAAGCGUAUUCACUUCUCUGUGUCUUCUCAGCUUUCUCAUGUUUUCAGACAUUAUCAGUCGUCUCUAAUCUAACCAGGCUCCCUCUUGUUUCAGUUCUGCUGGUCCAUCUAGGUGCAGAAGCUUGAGCUGGUCUGAAUUAACUCAAAUCCGCUGCAUCAGCACGUUACAUUAAACCGCAUCCUGGAAAAUUAAAAAGCAGCAAACCUCAGCAAAGUGAGCUGAAAUCCUCAUGGUGUGAAUCUGACCUUCUGCUGCUCCUGUGAUUAGAGAUAUGACAAGAUGAUUAAAAUAAUAUAAUGGUGUUCAUUAAAGGGACUAACAAGGUAACUUGGGACUGACACGCAGUGCAGACUUGCCAUUGACGGCUGUUAUUUGGUCGUUUUUUCUGUAUUUGGACCAAAUUCCUGCAAAGAAAAACAACAUUCCUGCGAGUUUGAUCCUCACGUUAUGUUUACAGACACUUGCGUAAUAUUUUGCAUCUUAAAAUUGGAGAAAUGCAUGGCCUGUUGAGCUUCUCCAUAAUCAACUUCUGCUUUUUAAACAGACUGUGUAUGCGCUCUGCAGCAUGAGAAUCAGCUAACAUUUAAACUCCCUGCCCUCUCAGACGCUCAGAUGAAGAUGGCAUGAGAAAGAGGAGGAGGAGGAGGAGGAGGAGGCAGACAGACUGAAGGGGAAAUGAAACGGUGUUUCUCCUCUGUUUUACUGCCAGUUCUGCUCUUAUCAGGAGCCUACAGAUGGAGAAGACAGACGGAUAUGACAUGCCUGCCCCGCUCUCAUACGUUGUCUUAUUUAUUGUUUGUCGCUGUUGAAUAUGAAAAAUAAAGAAUGCAUAAUGUUGGAGACGCUCAGGCAGGAGGCUUGCUGGAAAGAGCAGACAGAGAGAUACACAGACAGAGCUGAUUUGGUUGGCUGGUGACAUUUCUGCCCUUGAGGAUUCACUUGUAGUUACACGCUCAGUUGAAUGCCUCAAAUGUGAAAUGAGGAUAAAGUGCAGCGCCGCGUGUAUCGCCCGGAAAGACGUUUAUCUUCAACAACACAAUUUGGCAAAUACAGAGCAAAAAAAAAAAAGAGGAGUCGCUGUUCAGACAGGAGAGCGAGCAGCAGAGAGAAAAGGAUUAUCUUUAAUUAAUCAUCUAAAGCUUCAUGUUUGACACAACAGAAGCACAUCAGGUGCCAGAGUCUCCGUCAGCCGGGAGACGAACCUGAACGAACAAAAGACAAGAGAGGAAGUAAAAAGCAGGUUUUGUGUUUGAGUCCACGGUGGAGCAAUCUGGUGGAAGAAUGGAUUUGUUCAUAUUCAAAAGGUGCAUUGAAUGAACGCUGAUUAAAAGAGUUUAGCAGCUUCUUCGUCGCAUUUUUACCUGGAAGGUUAAACAGCUGGGAACCCUGUGUGAGGUCAAAGGCCAGCUCUUAAACUCCUGAGAUUUGUUGCCUUUGUUUAAGAAACAUCAGCAGGGCCGUCACAAAGCCCUAAACUGAGGUUAUUAGUCUCUUUUAUGGAAAUUUAAAUUCAUGUUUAGACAUCCAAUAAUAAUUCGACCAUCUUUCAGCUUCUGUUUUAACUCACAUUCUGUAGAUAGAGGAUAUUUAGUGACACCCAGUGAGAUUCUAGAAUGGAAGAUGACAAGAUUCUAGAAUGGAAGACAAAACGAUUCUAGAAGAUUCUAGAAUGGUAGACGACAAGAUUCUAGAAUGGAAGACGAUAAGGUUCUAGAAUGGAAGAUGACAAGAUUCUAGAAUGGUAGACGACAAGAUUCUAGAAUGGAAGACGACAAGGUUCUAGAUGAUUCUAGAAUGGAAGACAAUAAGGUUUUAGAAUGAAACACUUCCUCACCAUUCUACCCUGUUGCCGAGGCAACAGCGGCUGUCAAGGACUAUAGACUGUAUAUUCUAUGGACAACUUGGUUCCGCCUUCCACCUGUAUACAGGUUUGAAGCCGAAAAGCUCUCGGUAUUUUCCGUGUUUUUUCUCCAUUUCCUGAAACCAACAUUGCGCAGUAGCGUUGAACGCAUUCUGCGGGAGAGUCGCUGUGAUGACGCUCGGCUCAAACAGCGUAUCCCCCGGGUGAGCUACGCAAUCUUCGUACGCCCAUAGGCUGUAUCAGGUGUCAAUCAUAGAAAACAUGAACCCCCUAAUAACUUUUAAAAAUGGAGCUGUACAGAAAAAAGAGGACUUGAGCACAAACCAGUUUGACAGUAAUUACAUGUCAACAUUGCAACAAAUUUUUGUAGCGAGACCUCAGGCCAGUCCAUUACGGACUACAGCGGGGUGACGCAGCUCAAGGAAGAACAUUUAUGAUCAUUUCCUCAUGGAAAUGCAAUCAGACUGAGACGCUAAGGCAGAAGAACUACAGUGUCUAGAGUGCAAAAUGAUUAAUAUGAUGAUUAUUACUCCAAGGAAAUGAUAAAGAAAUGAUUGUUUUUGUUUUGGACUUUUCCAUACGUUUUUAAAGUCGUGUUGUUUCUACAUUUGCCGCACGUUUCUUCCACUGAAGAUCAUUCAGGCUUUUGCAGAUCCCCUUAAUCAGCCACUGUAGGUGUGAGCAUAUGCAAUCAACACAUCACACAAGACCGUCUUUAUCAUGAAGCCGCACGCUGUUCAUUGGCAGCUGCAGGUGAACAUUUGACCUCUCAGAUGGAGCCACGGGCAACAUUUUCACAGCAUUGCAGCACCAGCCAGGGGUCGGCUGCACUCAGAUUAAUAGGUGUUAAUUUGGCAGUGACUGUAAGGUUAACACUCACAGUGGUGAAGAGGGAGAGGAGUGCACAGAAAAUGAGGCUCAUAAAGACAUUGUGAUGAUGAGAACGACUAAUCUGUGGGAAAUAUCUCAGAUUAUUGACAGAAAAAGUGUUAUCAAUACAGAGUGUGAAGACAGAGGUACUUUAGAUCAGAGUUUAUACGCACAUUUAGGUCAUUGUAUCACACCUGUUUGAGCGAUUGAUUUUUGAAAUAGAAAUAUUAUGUCUCUGAAGAUCAGCUGAUUGUAAAUUGGUCAAUAAAUUUGGGCCCGACUGAUAUGGAUUUUUUGGAGCCGAUGCCGAUUAUUAGGUGGGGAAAAAAAUCUAGAUUACCGAUUAAUUGGCAUGUUUUAAAAUUUUGUUAAUUUCAGUAAUAUAUCUACGUAUAUACUUACUUUAUUUUAACAAAUGGCUGCUUUUGAGCCUUUCAAACACUUCUUCAAAAAAAUUAAAGGCAGAAAACGAAUUUCAAAUCAUUUUUAUUGCUAAAACAACCCCUUUAUUUUAACUGUAAUAAAGAUGAUAAACUAAUUCUUUUCAGCUUAUUAUUCAGACAGUAAUGGGUGUGAGUCUGAUUAUUUGUCAAACUUACACACUCCUCAUCCUCUAAAAUAAAUAGCCAAUAUGAAUAAAUACAAAUAAAGCUAACUCACAUACGUUAUAAAAAAUGAGGAACACUGGAUAUACUGUAGGCUACUGCUCUUUACGCAGACAGGAAGACCGACUGAUCAUCUCAGUAAUAUUCCACGUAUUUAUCGUGAAUCAAACUCAGACCAGAAAAGCUUCUUCAAGUUAGUGGAUGAAGAUUGUCAUGAAGUCGCUGCGCCAUCUAUAAGAUAAGUCAGGGAACUUUUCAAAUGGCAGAACAUUUCUGAAGUGAAACCGAAUCUUAUUCUACGUAUUUUAUUUCAGAAAAUAUCGGCGAAAAUCAGCGAGUUUUGGCCGAUUACUGAUUAGGCUCAAACGGGCUAAAAUUGGCUGAUUUAAUCGGCUUGUCGAUAAUUUGGUCGAGCCCUGCCAUAAAUCAAAACAAAGAUGGCAGCCUUCCAUUAGCAUAGUCGUCUAAUAACAGAAAUCACACUUUAACAUUUAAAAUAAUCCAUAUAUUACAGAAGAUUAACUUGUUUUGUAAGGGAGUUUGUGGACAGAAAGCUGUCGUUCUCACGGAGCGAGUGGACUUUCCUCAAAGUCAGUAUGAUCUAAACAACAAUGUAAAGCUGUACCGCUCCUGUCCUCUGUCCACCAUGUUUAUUUUCUUGGUUGCUGUUCGCUCUGACAACCUCUCCUGAUGUGUCACGUCAUUAUUUUUAUUUUUGCAGGGAAUGUAGAACAAGGUGGGAAGCAUUGAUAAUGAAACCAGUAUGUAUAAGGGGAAAUGGUGUCAGUGAGUGGAGUUAGUUGGUGUUGGUUCUGAUCUGAUCUGGAUCUGCGAUGUUUACGCUUGUCUUUUAGUGUUUAAAUGAUAACUUGUAGGUAUUAAUGGUGCAGGUGUUUCGGGACUGUGUACAGGUGAUCGUAAGAGUUUCUGUACUUGGUGUCAAAAUAAUAGUUUGUGUUUUAUUUUGGAGGGUAGACCAUGUGAGCUUUUAUUCUGUCUGGUCGUCUGAUUUGAGCUGUGGAUGUUGUGUUUCUGUGGAUGUUGGUGUGAGGAGCUUACAGUGAGGUUACCACGAGUACAAGAGAGACCUUUACCUCACUUUUCCUCCAGUUUUUCCCUCAGAUGUUCAGUUAAAGUGUCAGCUCCUGACAGCUCCGUUCACCCUCUCAACACUGGGACAGUUUUUCUUUUUCAGGGGCAUUCAUGGAGAAAGUUUGUCCUUUCAGCUCCGCUUUAGCUCAGGAAACUAAAAUAUCUUCUUCUACUGCUGAGUAACAGCAGGUGGGCGGGGCUUGGAUGGAGGGCAGUGUGUGCAGUCGCUUUGAAUUGUGGGUAAAUCUCUGCUAAUGUAAAUGUAGACAUGGAGGCACCAGAGACGAGGAGGAGGAGCAGACUGGUGGGAUUUAAACCGGCAACUUUUCAGGGGGGGAACCUUUCCAUUUCCCUCUGUGUGUGUGUGUGUGUGUGUGUGUGUGUGUGUGUGUGUGUGUGUGUGUGUGUGUCAGAGCUGCUUUCUCGGCAAGAGAUUAUUGCACUGAUGCCCUGGAGGCAGCAGCAGCCUAAAUGACUUUAGACUCAUUUUCUGAGUGUGUGUGUGCGUUGUAUUAUACUGUAUGUGUGUGUGUGUGUGAGAGGGCUGUAUUAGAUUGAAGUGUGUGUGUGGACGUGUGUGUGUGUGUGAGUGGUGUAUCCCUGGGAGGAAGGCAGCCAUUUAAUCUAUUAUUCAGCGUUGUUACUAAACACAUUAAUUAGAGCCUGAGGUUCAGAUGUUGCUGCAGCUGCUGAGAGCUUCAACUCCAAACCUCCUCAAUCCUGUUUCUUUAAACUUAAGAACAACAUCCAAACCUGACCUACAGCGUCCACGGUCACUAAACCUCAGUUUGACUCAAACCAGCUUUCAUGCAUUACCUUUCUCUCUGAACAGGCUGUUACCUUGUGUCGUGACACUCAUGUAUUAUUACUGUUCUCCGGGUCAUAAAUCCUGUUAACCUCAUAAUCUCAUAGAUUACAGUCGUUUGCUGACUCCCUGAUUGAUGAGCAGCCACACGGACGAAAGGGAGUUAAAAAUAUGAUGUUAAUUUUACAGGAUCAACACCAGCCGCUGUAAUGGUUGAAGAUUUGACCUUAUUAGCUGUCAUCUUCCAGCCUGAUACAACAACCACCACCACCACCAUAGCAGUCAGCUGAGAGUGGGUGACUGUUUAAACCACAACAUCCCCCCACCCGUGUGUGUUUUUGCACUAAGAAAUUUAUGUCAUGGUUGAAAGUCUACAUUAGUGUCUCAUUUCAUUUCCUUGAGGGAACUCCCAAAAGGAUGAAUAAAUUUUAUCUAAUCUAAUCUAAUCUAAUCUGAUCUAAUUUCAAAAUAAAUAUUUGAUCAUAAAAACUAAAUAUUGAGUUAAAAUUACAAGGUAAGAAGUAGGGCUUGACGAUAAACCAAAAAUUUGCUGAUACUGAAAUUUACGACAAUAACCGACAUCAUUUUGUCCAUAUCAGUUUAUUUGGUGUCGAAAAAAUAAAUAAGCAGGGGUGAGCAGCUUGUGGAGUAGUUAUCAUCCAUUUAUCGUUAUCCAGGUGAACUGAUCAAUAUAUCGUGAUAUUGAUUUGAGGCCAUAUCGCCCAGCCCUGGUAAGAAGUCAUUAUUGGGGAAAAAAAAGUCUUUGCUUUGACUUUACAUGUAAGUCAUUCGCACCAAUGAUAAAUGAUUUUACUGGCGCUCGGUGUGUGGAGACGGUCAGAGUUUCAGUUUUCCAUCUGAAAUAAACUUCAUCCUGUUGGGAUUUUAUUGUAAUAUUGUGGUGAUGUGAAGAUGCUCGUCUUUUUACUCUGUUUAAAAAAGAAACUCUUAACAGAGAGAGUCCUGGAGGAAGCAGCAGCAGCAGCUCCGUCCCACUCAUGACUGCUUGUCUGCAGUCUGUGACCUCUGACCUCUCUGCUUGUAGUGUCAGUGCUGCGUUCAGUGUCAGUCACUUCAUAUAAAACAAACAGGGAGUGUAAAUGUCACUGUGGAGUGUCGGAGCGGGGAUCAGAGCUCGCUCAGUUUCCGAACCGACUGGACGUCAUUCUGGGAAAGCGGCGGGCAAAAGUGUCGUCUGAGUGACGAGAACGAAGAACGACGGAGUGAAACAGUGACCUGAUCGUGGGAUGUGUGUCUGCGGGCCAUUCUGUCCUGUCUUUUCAGCAGAGGAGCGUAAACGCCGGAGCCCUGGGUUGUUGUGAAUGGAAGCAGUGGAGGAUGAUGAUGGUGGAGGUACUCAGCUGUUACUACCCUUCAGCUGAACGAUGCUCCUCUUCCUCCUCAGAAUCACUUAUCACAGACGGACUGAUCUGCAGGAUGGAUGGAUGGAUGGACAGAUGUCAGGAGGAUAAACAGCUCCGUGUGCAGACGUGGCCUCAGCUGUGAGCCCCGCAGCUCUUGUUAUCGUCUCUGGGCUGUGUUUAAAUAAAGCUCUGUCUAAAAGCUUUGAGUGGCGAGAUGUCUGACUGGAGGACCAUCCACGAGGUCGUUUAGCCGCUGUGAUGUCACCGAGUGUGUCCUUGGCGAUAAUUAGUUCUCAUUGACGUUCAUCUUUACAACGAGAGGAUGAGUUUUCACUGUCAGUCAGACGAUUUCAACUCAAACGUACGUCUGAUUUCAACGAACAUGUCUGAUAUUUAACCGGGUUUAAUUUCUAAUAUUUAAUCAGACUGGGAAAUAAACCAUCAGUCAGGAAGAGUUCAGUUACCAGGUGAGGAAAGGGUUCAAACCAGAGGGUUCUCACUGGCACCAUGCAGCUGAAUUUUUGUGAAACCACUCACUUAAAGGUGGGGUAGUCAGGAUCUGAGUUAGUGACAGUUUUUGGGAGAAAUCUUGAACGUAAACUCUACCCCUCCCAGCUCCUCCUCCUCUCCUCCGUCUCUGCUCCACCCACAAGCAGACGCUCCUGCUCGCUCGCUUCGUUCCAAUUAAAUUCAGAUCUAAUGCAGAUAAAUACUUCAGAUAAUUACAAAUGGGGCCCAGUCAAUGUGAAAGUCAAAAGCAUUGGUGCUACUGUAGAUGCCAACAGACUACCAGCAAACACAAUGUUUGCAGGACUUCUACAACUAGGAUAAAGUGACAUAGUCCAGGACCCGAGGUCAACAGUUUAGCGGCACUACAACACACUACAGCAGGUCCGUUUGACAAGAAACACUUCUGUUACAGACACUUGGCUUAUUUUGUUAAAACGGUUUACCUGUCCAGCAGAAAGGUUACAGGGUCACCAAGAUCCCGAAGCGUCCCCCAUCGUUUAUGUUGACCCGGCUUUUUAGCUCUUGUCCGGUCUACCUCCUUUCUAAGCCCCCGUUAUUCCACCAGAGUCUCCGGUAUUUACUUUGUUUCCUUGCUUGUGUCCGCAGUCGUGGCUAAAGGAGGAUUCAGACAAUUCUCCGAACUUUCCGAUUGGUUUCUACUCUCCGAUAAACACCACAAAAAAAAAAAAGGUUCCUGCCUACCCCACCUUUAAUUAAAUAUCAGAUUUCAUUUGCAUGGCGUCAUAAGAGGUGAAAGGAUUUGAGCUCUUUUGUUAGUCACAUUUUAAGCUUUUAUAAAACCUCCUUUCUAACCUCAAGACUUAGGAUUGUAGUUUUUUAUGAUUCUGAACGAUGUCUCACUUUUUAGCCCAGCAGUCACUCUGUGGUUAGCAAUUUUGAUCAUUUCAGCCUCACUCUCACCGUUUUCAUUCUGUCCCUUUGCUUUUAAGACACAAAAAGAUACACAAACCUCUCCUCUCCUCCUCCUCUCUGCUGUCGAAAAUCGAAAAGUCCCUCAAAUCACUCCCUAAGUCCUGUUCUUAAACUCUAAGUGAAAACGCCUCAUUGUUUGAGUAGAGGUGUUUGAGAGAGUUGCUAACAUUUACAGGAGUAACAGCAGGUAUGUUGUCAAAACUCUGAAUAAUAAAGGUUUAGAGAAAGGACUCAUGUUGUAAAAAUGUCCUCAGGAUCAAACCCAACAGUCCUGGAGCUCACAGCGUCUGUCGACUCUCCGCUCUCUGACCCUCUGAUGAAGGAGCGCUCGGUCGGCUCAGCAGGACAGCGCUGCUAAUGCUAAGAGACAGACACCUCGUUAGCAUGAUAGCAUGCGCCUGAGGGCAAACGUCUAUUGUUAGCAUGAUAGCGUGGCCCCAGAGGGGAUGGGGGGAUAGGAGUGUUGUUAGCAUGUUGGUGCCGGGUGCAGGGAUCUAAGGCUGAACCGAGGUUACAAACAACUCUAGCUGACCUGUUGGUCAUUUAACAUCGAUGUUAGACGAUGAGGUUCCAAAGAGUCCAACUCUCCUCUCAACUGUUUGAUUUUGGAAAAUUAAAGCUAGGUGGUGUAUGUUGUAUGUGUUUAAUGGCUUUGGACCCCUUAACUCUGGAUUAGAUUGAUAAUCCAGAAAGGUGGACAGUAAAUGAGGGUUUAGCUUUUGAUAUGUUGAAGUAUUUUUGUGUACUACUUGAGGAAAGAUGUCAAAAUCCUCCAUUUUCCACCGUGGAGAUGAGCUGGUUGUCCAAAGAUGAAUUCAAAAUGUGGUGUGAGCUCAGGUAUAAAAUAAAAUUUAAAAAGUAGACUUUUUCCCAGUUAUGUAGAUUAAAGCUCCUACCAAGAAUUUUUGGUUUGUGCCAACUCUGCUGCCCCCUGUGGACAAAGCAGUGUCCGUUAACACUUAGAACUCCACUGGAUCGCCGGUGAUCCCACGUGACACCAUUAAUAUUGUUUACAGUUUCUCAGUAACUAUACCGUGUAUCUCUAUGGGAUAAAAAGUGUUCAAAAGGGUACCCUUUUGGCGAUCUAUCGAGGGUUUCCAGACAUUUCUACACCUGCCACAAGAUUUACAAUCCAGCCACAAACAAAGGUGUUUGAUCAGAGACGUUUGAUGGUAAAUCCGCAGUAAUAUACAGUAAAAACAUGAUUAUUUAUCAGAUUGUUGUGAUAAAAAAGAUCGCUAUUGUUAAAUGCCCCUAAUGUCUACAAGGUUUGACAAGCUGUUUUGAUGAUGACAUCUUUUUCUGUCAAACUUUCGACCAAUUACAUGGUCUCAUAUUCUUCUUCUAUUGUUCCCUUGACGGUAGUGUCCAAUAAGAGGCAAUAAAGUUGUCUGCAAAAUAAGAAAUAAUGGUCCUCAACGUUUGGAAACAAGCAAAGAAGAGAUGCUGAGCAGUAUGAUGUGGUCCUCUGUCUCAUCCCAGACAGGAACUGCUUCAAGGAGUGGCAUGAACAACUGUAAAUAGUCAAAAACGCCUGGAAGAAUUUGUGUAACAAUAGUUUAUGUUGUGUGUUUGUUCCAAUCCCAACAUUUCUUCUCCUGGUAGCCAAGACUUGAGAGAAUGAUGUGCAGGUGAGAGAAGGCUUGGUCACUGUAGAUUUAUGUGUUUUUUGAGCAAAGUACUGUUGGGAUCAAUUUCUGUUUUUGCUUUUCGAUUGACUUUGAUGGUUCUGAAUCUAUUGUUAAAUGCAUUUUACAAAAUUUUUGCACCUAUAAACUGACAGCUGAGGUUGUCCUGAAACAAAAGAAGUGUAUAUAUUUGCUGUGCUUGAAAGGAUAGAGGUGCUACAGAGAUUUUUACAAAUACAGCCGGGAGUUUGAAGGGUUAAUAUUGUUUCUGAUUCCUUAAGUCGCGUCUUCUUACAAAUAUUAAUAUUCUUAGUGGAAAAUAACAAAAAUAAUUUGAAGUGGAGCUGUUCCUUCAGCAGCUCCUCUGACACCUACCUUUGAAAUGGAUUUCAGGCAUUAAAAAUGUGAACAUAAAGCUUGUCAGUCUGGUCUCUGAUGGUCUUCUUUGCUUUAAUAUAUCAUUAAAAAAAUAUAAAUAAACUUAAACUUAAACAUGAACUUGAGUUUCAGUCAGUUUUAUAAAUGUCAAAAAACUCCACAGGAGCUUUAAAAAUUUAAACAGAUUUUUAUGUCAUGUUUUAUUAUUGAGCGGAUUAUGGGGUACAGAUUUAUUUAUCUAUUUAUUUUUUUAUUUAUAUAUGUGUUUGGUUGAUUGACAUUUGAUUGUGUUUGGUUCACCUACUUUUUUUAAAUGAGGAUUUUCCCCCUGAUUACUCUGAAACAUCAGUCCUGUUUUCACACAGUCCGAAUAAGAUGAGGGCCCAGAGGAGCAUUAAAUAAGUCUUUUAUUUUCUGAAUGACUUUAAGGUCCUCCAGCCAGGAGAAUGACUUCAUUUUAUGUCUUAAUCCCAGAGUGUGAAGGAGCGCUGCAUGAAGGGUAAUUUGAUUAUCACCAUUGUUGGUACAGGGAUUUACCAAGUGGAGGCCUUUUGUGAGAAACAGGAAACUUUAUCAGCUUCACAGCAGCAGCAGAUAAAUCAGCAGCUGAAAUUAAGUCCGCCUACCAUGAAGAUAAGAACGCUUUAUCAUCUGUUAGCUUGAUACCGAACACAGAUCUGGCCGUAUGGAGCAGCAUCGAGAUUAAGAAACAGAUGAACAUGUAAAAGGAGACGGUGCUGUUGGGAGUGACUGCUGAAACUAAAGUAUCACCCUCUGGCUCGGAAAAUCUUCUAAAUUUCUUGUAUCAGCAGCAGCUAACACAAGAAACACGAUUUAUUUAUGCUGAUUUGAACACUUUGAGGUCUUGAUUGUAAAAUGGUGUGAGUUUCUCCAGCUUCCUCUCACACCUCUCUUCUUCCUCUCCCCUCAGUCUGCUCCCAGUUCUCCAAAGGCGUCUACGCCAUCAUGGGUCUGUACGACAGGCGGACGGUCAACAUGCUGAUGUCUUUCUGCGGCUCUCUGCACGUCUGCUUCGUCACGCCGUCCUUCCCUGUCCAGACCAACAACCAGUUCGUCCUGCAGCUUCGGCCACAGCUGCAGGAGCCCCUCAUGGCCCUGCUGGAGCACUUUUUCUGGACCAGGUUCGUCUACAUGUACAGCUCCGACUCAGGUGAGCACGCAGGAUGAACGAUGCAUGCAUGAUUGUCACUUAAAAACAUUUGAUGCAUUACAAACAUUUCAUUAAGACAAGAAUGGGAUGACAUUUCAUACUUCAAAUACCGAUAAUUAUUUGUGUAGAUUGGAUGAUUGGAUUUUUUAUUUCAUGCUUUGAUUUUGUUCAACUCAGUAUUUAGACUUGUGUCAUUUUUAUACCGUAGAUUCAAAUUUUAAGUCAUAUUUUGAACUUUUAAACCUGAUUUCAACGUUUUUCUCAUGUAUUUGAUCUUUAAAUGCAUUAUUUUUCUAUUUUUAACAUCAUGCUCUGAUCUUUUGAACUAAUAAAUAAAAAUAGAAUAAAAUAGUAAAAAGUUUUCUAUCACAGAUUGCCUUUAAACUUAUCUUUUUAUCUUUUUAGAAUUUCCAAAUGAUUUUGUAAUCAUUGCUAUUUUUGUUACAUAUUUUUUUAAAAGAUUAUGACCCUUGCUGUGGUUGAGUUUGACACCCCUGCCAUAUAUGGUCAGUUGGAGGCGUUCCUGAAUGCAAAUGACCCUAACCAUGACCGAGCACGGUAGUAAAGAACAGGUGGGAUUUAUCAUCACCAAUGACUAACUAGUGUGCGUACGACCGGUGUCCGCAUGUUUGAUGAAUACAGAUUUUUUUGUACUUACGCACAUUCUUAAUUUCAUUCCUACGCCAGAAUUUAGAACCUUUUAGAAAUGAGGCCCCAGGUUUGAUAAGAUAGCCUCAAAUUCUGCUCAGUAAAGUCUCUAUGAAAGAAACCUGCAAGAGCUCGGGAAGAAAAACACAUUUUUUUUUUUCUCUCUGAGUCUGUUUCUGUGUGUACACUCCAUUUACACUUCACACAACCAAAAAAGUCUUUGACACAUUUCUGGUGUUUCCAUGAGCGCACAAACCGAGGAAGUGCAUGAAAACAGGUGGGUGGAAACUCACUUAAUGAAGGAUAGAGCAAACCGGAACAGAACAAAAAAAAAAAAAAAGUAUCUUUAGUUGGUUUAACUUUUUCAGAACACCUCCAGUCGUUUCCGCCUCCACCUCUGCAGCCCGGUCUGUGCAGAAAGUCACCGAACAUAAUGAUGAUGUUUGACAGGAGCUGCUGCUGCCUGUCAGCCAGGAGCUUCACUAACUGCUGAAUAAUUCACGUACAGAGACAGAAACUUUGAAUUCUUCCUCUGAGUCAGUCUUUACCUCCAGCUCUACCAUUCAAAUAAAUAAACACACUGUCUGAAUUAGCAGAAAAAUCCCUCCCAGCCUGGUGAAGAGUCUCCCCUCGGCCUGCGAUGUGACGGUGGAGUCCAUUUGACAGCUGGUGGCGGACUCUGUCUAAUCUUAUUGCCUCUUCCAUCUGCCCGGGACCCACAGCAGCAAGUCCAUCCAGUGUAACAGUGCGUAACUAUCGGCCCCGGCGGUGCCGUCUGUCUGAUGUUAUCGCUCUUCAACAUCUGCACAGACGGUGUUAGCUUUAAUCUGGAGGUAGAGGGGCUGUCCUCGAGCUGACGGACUCUAGACUAUCAAUGUCUGCGCACAGCGCCCCCCUGGGGGAGUUUGAAAGGUAACAUUCAAUAAACACACCUAAAGGGAUAUUUCGGCAUUUUUGAAGAGAGGGCGCAGAAGAUACAUGUGGAUGUCGGUCAGCUCCGCCCCUUUCAUAAGGAACGCCAGUAAAAACAAGACGUUAGCUCUGCUGCCGGGGUCACCUCUGCUGCUUAAUUUAGCCAAAAAGUUAAUUAUACGGUGAAGAAUAGAAAAGUAUCACUGGGAGAAGCUGCACACAAGCCAGGCCAGAGAUUUCUGCAGAUGAGGCCGGGAAAUUUAAUUUAAAGAGACUCUGACUUAGUUCAGAUAUACACUUAAAGGGAUAUUCCAUGUAAAAUUAAUUUAGAGUCAGAGUCAGAGAGUUAGAACCCCCCUCAAGAGACGAAUGUUGCCGACUGCUUGCUUCUCUAGUUUUACCAACUUUAGUAACAACUGCAGGAUAGCAAUACAGAGCGGUCUGAAGAGCCAUAAACAAACCUCAAUCAAAACGCCACUCUAUAGCCACAAAAGCCACUAGCCACUAAACAUCUUUUUAACUUUGACUAAUUUCUUUAGCAAAGAGACUAAACACAACUCACCUACUCUCUUCCAGCAGACGCUAAAAAGAUGUUUGGUGACUAGUACUAUGGCUGCGACCCUAUGUACUGUUGAUGAAGUUAGGUGCUGUUCUGAACAUUAUUUGUGGCUAUAAAGUGGUGUUUUGGUUGAGGUUUGUUUAUGGCUCCUCAGACCGCUGUGUAUUGCUAUCGUGCGGUGGUUACAAAAGUUGGUAAAACUAGAGAAGCAAGCGGUCAGCAACAUUCAUCUCUCGAGAGGGUGUCUAACUCGGUGUUAUGGUGUGUUUGACCUUAAAUUAAUUUUACGCCUGAAUAUCCUUUUAACUGUGCUAUUACAAAAGCCAAUUUGACAUCUGCAUGUAAUGCACCAAUCGGCUGUUUGGUCUCCAUGAUCAUGAUAUGCCAUUUAUUGUUUACUGGAGUAAUCCCUGAUUACAUGGUGGGACAGGUAAUCCAAGUCUUGAUCCAAAGGGGAAGGUGGGCCGGACUCAGAGCUAGAAAUGUAAAACCUCUGUGACCGUGGAUAAACUGAUGGUCUGGGUGUCUGGGUGUUCACCUGGAAGUCUUUGGCAGAGUCUUCCACCUUGCUUCCUCUGGGGAUGGGUCACAUGAUCUUAACGUGGACUUUGCUAACAUCCACUGUGGCUAAAACACCUGCAAAUGACAUGAAACUCAAACAACCUGACUUUAAAAGUGCUGAAAUAUUCCUUUAAAGGAGAGUCAGUAACAGAGAGAUGACUAAAUGUUAUUUGAGAAGAAGUCCCAGAGGAGACGUGCUCCGGAGGCGACCUGGUACCUUUCCGUCCUUCAGCUAAUUUUCCAUCCUUUGGUCUGGACCAGGACUUGAGCUGGUAACCGUCCAACUCAUGAGUCAAGUUCCUGCAGACUGAGUCACUGCUGCCCCGGCCACGGCUCUCAAGUAUUCACAUUUCAUCCCACUUCAAAAUCCACUUUAAUUAAUUCAAGAGUUCGAGUUUGGGAUCAUCAGAAAUUUCACGAAUUAAAUAAAAAAACUAAAACAGACCCCUCAAUAGUAUAUCAAGCUAACAAGAGAACUAACGUCUGAACUCCUCACAGCAGGAAACAGUGUUUUUUUUGCUGUUUCCUUUCCUCUUCACUUCCAUCUUUGCUGUCUUCUUCUCUCCUUUUUCAUUUCCUUUUUGCUUCCUUCUUUUUCCUUCUAUUUCUUUAUUUUUUUUUCUUCCUUUCCCCCCUCUUUCUGUCCAUUUUACCUGUUUUCCUUGUUUUCUCUUCCCCUCUUUUUCCUCCUCUCUUCUCCUAAUUUUCUCCUUCCUGUUUUAUUUCUUUUUCUUCUUUCUCUUCUCUUGCUUUUUCAUUUUCCUUUUUUCCUCACUGCAUCCUCAACUGUUCUUUUGAUUUUUCUCUCUCUGUCUUUCCCUCUUUUUUUGCUCCUUUUUGUUUGACAAAUAAUCUUUUUUCACUUUUCUUUUCCCCUUUUUACCUGAUUUUCUCUCCAUCCUCACCUGUUCUUCUGAUUUUUCUCUCUCUGUCUUUCCCUCCUUUUUUUCCCCAAAUAAUCUUUUUCACUUUUCUCUCUUCUUUUCUUUCUCUUCAUUUUCCAUUUCUUUUUGAACUCUCUUAAUUUACACACUUCUUAUCUUCCUCAUUCCUCUUUCCUUUCCUCCUCCUCUGUCUGUUCACAUUUCUUUUCCUCUCCUUUUUUUCAGUCUUCACUCGUCUUUCUUUCCCUCUCUGAAAACAUCUCUGAGUGUUUUUGAGUGUCUUAUUUUCUGCUCGGCUGCUGGUUGACGACUCACUGCAACACAUUCUCUGAUGCCUUCCUGUGUGUGUGUGUGUGUGUGUGUGUGUGUGUGUGUGCGUGUGCGUGUGCGUGUGUGUGUGUGUGUGUGUGUGUCUUUCCAAACGGAUGUCUAAAGAUCAACAAACCUACAAAUUAUGACACUGUGAACUUUCGAGCCGGCUCUGACCUUUUAUUCGACACACGGACGCACACAAACACACAAACACGCACAUGAAGAGAUAAAGAAAUUAUGGACCCUGACUCAUCCCAUAAUUAUCGUUCUGUCUAGUUGCCAUGGUUACAGCCUUGUAGGAAACUCAAUUCUCUGCACACUGAAUGACUGUCGCUGUGUUAAGCGUGAGGAAGAGGAGUCGUGUUUUCAGUCCUUCACUUCUCCUCCUUCUCCUUUUUUGUUCUUAUUUCAUCCUCCUCUCCUCAUCACCAUAAUUCUUCCUUCUUUUCUUCUUUUUUCUUCUCCCUGGAUCUUUUCAUACUUUAUUUUUACUGUACUCUUGUUUCCUUUUUCUUUUCUAUUCACCUCUUUUUGCGUUCCUCUUCAUCCUUUUCUCAUUAAUCUGCCUUUUCCUUUACUUGUCUUUCUGUAUAUUUUUUUCUCUCUUCUUUCUCCCUCUUCAGUUGUCUUCAUCAUCCUCACCCCUUUCCUUUCCUUUUUUUCAAUCAUUUUUUCUCUCUUUCUUCACUUUUCUUUCUUUUUCUUUCUUUCUAUGAUUUUCUUUUCUCUUAAUUUUAUUUUUUCUUUCUUUUCUCUUCCUUUUUCCUUCUUUCUCUCUUUUAUUUUUUAUUCAUAAAGAUAUACCUUUAUACCUUUUUUUUGAACCUCCCCGUUUCUUCCUUUGUUAAUUUCCUUCUUCCGUCUUCUGACCGCUCAAGGUAGGGGAGACCGGGGCUUGUUGUCACACCGCAAUCAUCUUUGCCACCAGAGGGCGCAACUAAAAAGUGAAAUACCAGUUUUCUUCCUUUCCAUGGUCGGGGGUCGUGUCCUGUCUGAGAAGAGAGAAGAACAUUUUGAGCUGAGAUGAGCGCCAAUUAACCAUUUCGCACAACCCAAAGUAAAAAAAUAAAAUUAUAUAUCCUGUACCAUUUAUAUAUCCUUAACUCUGCACUGACACAAGAUAUGAAAAUGACAUGAAUACGAAAUAUAUACCUGAGACUUUGGUCUUUGCAUACAGGAUAAAAAUGCUUUGCACCAGGCAGAUAACCGAGCUCUUCCUCCUCCUGAUUGUCCUCCUGUUACCGCUCUCUCCCGAACCGUCCAGAGGACUGACAAAGCGUUCUUAAGUUCCUCUCUUUCUGCUGCUGCAGUCGGUUUUGUUCGACUCUCUUUAUCCUCGUCUUGCUGCCUUGACGUUCCCUGAAGCACGGUGUUUAAUCUCUAGUGGUCUAUGUGUCUGAACUGAAGAGCUCAGUGUUCAGUCGACCCUCUCCGGGACAGAAACCAAACAGAGACAGACAGACAGACGGACGGAUGGACACUUAACAUGAACCCACAUCAUCUCCCAUGACCAGAGGCUUUGUGUAUUUGCACAUGAAUCUGAUUUUGAGUUCAUUUGAGGUCUAAUGUCCUCAGAAUCCACCCUCUCUGUGAUGAUCUGGAUUAUUUUACUUCUACUAGUUUGGAUGUGACUCCUUCCUCUCUUUGUCACACUUUCUUGGCCCCCCCUGCGCGGGCAGAUGGCUCGGUUUCUUCCUGUUGAAAAGAGGGUUUUCCUCGCCACUUCUGACAACUGCUGUCUCACGAAUGAUUAAAUCAAGUCUCUCUGUGAAACACAUUCAGCUUCAGUUUGUUUGAAAUGUGCUCUUCGAAUUAAAUUUGAUGCAAACAUUUCACCAAUUAGAGGAAAGGUCAGGGCCGAUGCACGGUCAAAAUGAAGGACGAGUUUGGCCGACAAAAAGCCAAAUAACAGCAAAGCCAGAGUCGACAUGUGGGGAAAUAAAGGAUAUGACACUUCCAACGAUGCAGGGCGAAUAUCGGGUGAUGUAAGGGAGAAGUCAGGGCAAUGCCAGACUGUUUGCCUCGUUUGACCUGAUUUAGCCCCUACAUCGGCCCUCAAUUGCCCUCUGUCAGGCACCAAGUUGGCCCUGAUUCAUCCCAUAUUCAGCCCUAUACUGGCCCUGCAUUGGCACUUAUUUGUCCUUUAUUUGGCCUGUAUUUCUCUUUUAUUGUGAUUUUUUGGGACAUAUUUUGGCCCCGCAUUGACCCUGAUUUGUUCCAUAUUUGGCCCUAUGUUGGCCCUGACUUCUCUUUUACAUAGCCUGAUAUUUGCCCUGCAUUGGCACCAGUGUCGUAUCCUUUAUUUUGACCCUGGCUCGUCUUUAAUUUGACCUCAUGUUGGCCAAACUUGUCUUUUAUUUUGACCCUGGCUCUCCUGUAAUUGGCCAAAUAUUGACCUUGUCCUUUUAUGGGCUCCAUGUUGACCCGAACCUGUUCUUGAUUUGGACCAGCACUGGCCUUGGUUUGUUCCUGAGAUGUCUGCAUGUUGUAUCAGACAGUCUGUAGUGUUUAAUGAGCGUCUGAGGACAGAUGGAGGCUGAUGCUGUAAUUCUGUGUAAGAGCUCUGCUGGGAGAAAUCCACUGGAAGUGAUGGAAACAUACUGGUUCACUGCCAAAGGUCUCCUCUCUUCAUCUUUUUCCUUUUGUUCUCAUAUAGUCCUUCUUUUCCUCUGUUCUCUUGUCCUUUUCACAUUUCUUUUUUCUCUUAUUUUUAGUCCCUAUGGUCCUUCCCUACUGCUUUCUUCGCUCGUCUCUUGUUUUCCUCUCCCCCUCUCUUAAAUCUCCUCUCUUUCUCUCUGCAUUAAUAGUAAACAACAUGCAUGCAGGAUUUUUAUGGAGAUUAGAUGCAGAACAGAGAGCAGAGUUGUGUCUUUAUUUUUAAAACACUGCUGUGUCUUUCUUUGUCUCGUCUUCCUGUUUCUAUCUUUACUGGCUGUCUCUCAGUUUUAGUCAGGGACACUGUCUCCGUCACAGCGUGGGCGUCUCACUGUAUAAUUGAGGGUUAUGCUUGUCAUUAACACAUACUUGACUUGUUUUGCUCGGUGUUAGCUGCAGAGUUGUCACUGUGUGGAGGAUAAUAAACAAAAUACCUGUUUGAGAUGUGAUAUAAUCUCAUUAUGUUAAUAAUCCUCUCUGUGUGUCAGCAUUCUCAAGUGUUUGACAAUAACGUCUCUUUCUUGACAAUAACCAGGUGUUUCCCAGACAGACUGUACAUUUACAACCACCCAGAUAUAUUAGUGGUCUUUGUUUUCUACCUGUUAAUGAUAGCCAUCUGUAUGUGAGGUGAUUUGCAUUUUCAAAACGCUUUGCAAAAGAAAAAAACAUGAACGCAGAUAAGGAUAACGAAUCAGAAAUGGGCACACUACCUCCAGUGAUUCUGACUGACUUUAAUUGCUAGUUGUUGGUUGUUGAUGAAGAGUCUGGAGAGUUAGAAAAAGUAAGUCAACUAAUGUUUGUUCGCAAAUUUCCAUUGCUUACCGAGAUGAUCACAAAACGAUAUUAUCAGAGGCAAUUUGCAAGCGAACUUUAGUUUCCUUACUUUUACGAAGUCUCCAAAAGAUCCACAGUCUGUCUGUAGUCUGCUAGAAACGCCGGCGGUAAUUUGUCCGUUCCUGAUUUCGCUGCAAGAUUACUUCUGUUGUUGUUUUGGAUAUGAAAUCGUUUCACACUUUCAGGCCACCGUACAUCUCGUAUCAACGUACUCAUGAAUGUUCUGCAUGAGAAACAUUUUUGUUGUCUGCUGUUUUGUCUGUCCUAAAUCAAUCAUGAUGUCUCAUGUUACAUGCACUCUAUAACGCACUGCGAAUUUGCACCACAUGCUAACGUAUUCUGCUCACAACAUUCACAACACCCAACGUGAACUUGCUCAGUGCGCCGCAGCAGGCAAAGAUCGCUCCUGGAAAAAACGCAAAAAGGAACAAUCUUUCUGAUGGCGAAGUGACGUGCUGAUAGAUUCUACAAUAGAGCCCACACCUGGACAGAUGAGUGGGCUUAAAGGGAUAUUCUGGCGUAAAAUUAAUUUAGGGUCAAACACACCAUUACACCAAGUUAGACACCAGCUCAAGGAAGAACACUUAUGAUCAUUUCUUUAUCAUUUCUUUGAAGUAAUAAUCAUCAUAUUAAUAAUUUUACAGACGCAGUAGUUCUUCUACCUUAGCGUCUCGGUCUGAUUGUAUUUCCAUGAAGAAAUGAUCAUAAAUGUUCUUCCUUGAGCUGCGUCACCCCGCUGUAGUCCGUAAUGGACUGGCCUGAGGUCUCGCUACAAACAAGUGGCUGCUGGAAGAGAGUAGGUGAGUUGUGUUUAGUCUCUUUGCUAAAGAAAUCAGGAAAAGCUAAAAAGAUGUUUGGUGGCUAGUACUAUGGGGGGUGUCUAACUCGGUGUGUGUUUGACCCUAAAUUAAUUUUAUGCCCGAAUAUCCCUUUAAGUCAGUCAAAAUCAGCUAAACUGCAUGUCAAAGUGAGCUGCAGAAAGCUAGCCUAGCUUGUAUGCUGGCUUCCCUGGCAAGAUUUAUUGUGACUGAUCCGAUGUUUACCUGGGAGCAUAGCUGACUAGAUGAGAAUCAUGCUAUACCAGAGAAGACUGUAAACUAGAGACUUUCAUGAGAACAAUAUUCACUGUAGGAAUAAAUCAGCUGGGACGUUUGACUGUUUUCCACUUUUUAUACAAUCAGAGUUUCUUAUUUCAACAAAUGGAUUCAUCCUUUCAGGGAUGAGACACUCGAAGGGUCUAAAGAGGUGCAGCUUUUGUUUUCAUUUAGACCCAAGAAGCUGUGUCGACCUCUUAUGUUGUAGUCUCACUGAUUGGAUAAGACUGAAGAGUCUGUUUUUUUACCUGAACCUGGUCUUCCUGGUGGAUCAUGUUUCUGUUGACAGCCUGACAGUGUGAGGUCAGACUCUUCUGCUUCAAUAAUGGAUUACAGCGCAGGAGAGGAGCGAGAUAAAAGAGUCAAGUCUGCCCACUUCAAUCUCGUUUCACAAAACUCAUCAGCAUUAUCUUCAUCUCUGAUGUUUAUUCUCUCUUGUUCGAAUCAGGACACUUAAACAAAAAUAAAAGCACCAGAGAGCUGCGUCUCAAUGUGGAGCGGUUUUUGAAGUUACGCUCAGGCCAAGUCCAGCCUGAGGCAGACGGCGCACAUCACAAGAGUUUGACUCCUCAGCGAGAGAGAAGAGAGACGCUUGACGAUCAGCGUGAGGAACCACUGCCACUUACAUCCACCCCCGAAUAAAUAUAUCUUGUCAGGAGCACAAAUCUGUGGAGUAUUCUGGUCAGGAAGGGAGACAGUGACGUAAAGUCAUCAACCAGACAAGCACGUACACUUUCAAUUUGUCAAGUCUGCAGAGUUUUUAAAAAAUGUUGUUUUAACAGAUGUCGGCGUUGCUGCCUCAUGAUGUGGUUGUCAGGUUUUAACUUUCUCGACUGUCAGCUCAGUCUUGGAGCUUUUGAGCAGUCCUCUACUGAAGUUACGACCGACUUUUAAGGCUUUCAGUGCAGCCAAAGUUUAGCAAAAAUGACUCCGGACUGAGAUUUCUAAUUUUCUUUCCCAACUGCUGUUUACUGUUUGCCUAACAACGUGGAAAUGCAAACUAGAGUUAGUUAGAGACGCACAGAGGGGAUUAUCAGCGAAUUAGCUUCACCUGAUAGUUGGCAGAAGGAGCCUUCAAAUGUCCGGGGUUUUGAGGUUGUGUAGUGUGGACUAACUGAGUUUAAAGCAUGUAAAAACACUUGACUCGACCUGAAAAACCCUCAAUAUUUUGUGCCUGACCCUGCCCCGCGUAGUCGUGUCCACUUUUUUGGGAUCCAGAAUAUGGUCCCCCUAGCUUACACUGAUCUGUAAAGUUUGACUUUAUGUAAACAAGCGCUCACAAAUGACCUUCAAGGAAAAAACAUGGCAGACUACAAAAGACAGCUACUGCUAGCUGCUUAACUUCCUGACAAAUUGAUUUCAGCAGCUGUUCAAUGCCUAUGAUCAUCAUUGUGGUUGUGGUCUGUUUUCCAAACAUGUUGCAUAAACGCUUGUGUCGUCAGUGUUUUAGUGCGUGGGUUCAUAAUUCUGACGUCUGUAUGUGGUGUCUUGACCACCAUUGCCAUGGUUACAUUAGCUGUGCUUCUUUAUUCAGUCAGCUUGCCUUCUGAUUGGCUAUAGAUAGGGUGACCAUAUUCUGAAUCCCUAAAAAGAGGACACAACUACGCGGGGGCGGAGUCACAGAGUCACAGAGUCAAGCGUAGUUAAUUUUGACGGUUAUCCGCGUUGGGUCAAGUGUUUUUCGCGCACUUCUAACUCAGUCAGUCCACGUGACACAAACUAAAAACUUCCAUACAAAAGCCUGGACGAAAAACGAGAAUGUAUGGUAUGUAUCACCCUACUAUAGAGUUGUUUGACGUGACGGUGGACAGCAGGAACGAUCUACCAUCCUGCGGGUUCCUCUGUAAAUACAGAGCAAUUUCACACACCUCAGGAUAAUCUGACAACAUAAUCUUGGACCACCUGAUAACUGAGCUUUAUCCCUAAUUUAGAUAUUUGUAUUUGUUGUGUACUGAUUUCCAAAUUAAGAGCUUGCAGAGACAUGGUAAGCAGCAGCAGCCGGUCGCUGAACAUCUGUUAGUAUUACCUUUGACUUCCUGUCCAGUUUGAGUGAAUCUUUUAUGGAUUUGAUCAGAUUUAAAAUGGUGAAAAGAUUCAUUGAGAGAAAUCCUCUUAAACAUGAGAGAAACACAUUUCUAUAUGAGAACAAAGGUUGUGAAAAAAUCUGCGGAGGAGUUCUUCUCCAUGUGUAAAGUCACCCAGUGUACCUUUAAACCUAAAUCCUGAAGUAUAAGAAGUGAACGCUGAUUCACGAGUCUCUUCUCUGGCUCUCAGGUCUGUCGGUGCUGCAGAGGAUCUUGGACACAGCGGCGGAGCGGACUUGGCAGGUCACCUCAGUUAACUUGGACACUCUGACAGAAGCGGCCUUCAUCAAACUGCUGACCGACCUCGACUUCAAGAAAGACUUUCAGAUCAUCAUCGACUGUGAGCUGGAGCGACUCAACUCCAUCCUCAACCUGGUAAAACACACUCGCUUAUCCCCGACAGCAGGAAAACUUUUCAAAAACUUGAUUUAUUAUUUAAUAAUUAUUUUCAUUUCUUAAUCCAUCCGCUUGUUGUUUUGGUUGUUGAUGAGGAUCUUUGAGGUAACUUCACCACUUUAUUGGCCAACAACAGCAGUUUCCCUCUGAAUAAGUCUUUUUUUUGUCAAACAUACAUUUAUGGGUAGGUUUACAUAGAGGACUGGAGGCUGGUGGUACGAGCUCUGAUAGUGGUCGCCAUGUUCACUAAAACAAUCUGUGCUUCCAUGUUCACUAACGUUGAAUAACGUGUGCUCAGUUUCAACUGUUUUCAGACCGUUUUCUGACCUUUGAAUAAGUCAAGAGUAAAUUUCUGUUCAAAUGACUGAGAAUUUAUCGUUUCGAUGCCUUCCUUACUCAGCUGUUUGUUAAAAAUUGUCAUUUAUUUUUUGUGUUUCCUUAUAAAGAUAACUUAAAAAACUGAGCGAUAUUGAAAGAUAAUACGAAAUACUUUGUCGUGCAUUUCAACACUGAGAUCCAGACUUAUACCAUCUCACUAUGACACGGUGACCAUAUCCUGACUUCCCAAAACGACGACACGACUACAUAGGGGCGGAGUCAUGGAGUCACACUAACUUCAUUUUGAGAGUUUUCGGGUCAGUUCGAGUGUCUUUUACAGGCUUCUAACUCAGAAAGUCCAUUUGAAGGAUUUUAUAAACUUCCUCGGACAAAGUUGGAAAGUCCCCAAAAAGAGGACCUGUCCGGUUAAAAGAGGACGUAUGGUUACUCUACACUACGACAACUGUUCAGGCGUCUUACCCCCAAUUUCCACCGCAUCUGGAACGGCUACGAAAAGGCCGUAUCCACUGAUCAUAACCAUUUAAGUUAACGUCUCAAUUUCCACCAGCUUCUUUCCGUUCCUCUGCAGAUCGCCGGACUCCACAGCUGAUCGCAAGAGUUCUGUUUUUUUUCGGACGCCGGAGCAUGGCGGAUAAAUUCAGCACAGAUUAACCCAUGCUGGAAAGGAAGUCGGGCACAGACACAAAAUAAAACAUCUGGCUUUUUAAAAAAAAAAAAAAACCCGCCGUCUUUCAGGCGGAUCGUAUUUCGCACCAUGCAAACAGGUGGAGACGGACAAGUGAAAGGUUUUUCGACGUCAUUUAACCCUGAUGACACCAUGGAUGAGGAGAUGCUGAUUAUAAGACUCAAAAAGUAGAUUACCUACUCUGGAAGGACACACUAUACUGCUUAUAUGGUUAGCUUCUAUGGCUGUCUGUAUAGAGACAACUUGUUAUCGCGUGAUUGCACGUGAAUCUGCUGGUUCUUGUGAGUUUUCGCGAUUCCUGCUGUCCAUAAUCCGCCUCAAAAUUCGCCUCACAAACGGAUCUGGUAGGAAUUGGCAUACGGCAAAAAACGCCGCCAUUCCGGAUGCGGUGGAAGUUCCAGGUUAUUACAAAAAUGUCCAAAAAGAUGCCAAAGAGAAAGAGAGUGUUUUUCACACUCACACAGCGAAUAAACGCUCCCCUGUUUUUUUCUCUUUUUUUCGGUUAAAUGACCUAAAAAAACAGACUGAGUUUAAGUUUUUCUGUCUGUUUUUUCGCCCCUUUCAUUGGGGACUCUGCUCUUAUAUUCAUGCAGAUGAGAUCUCUGCUCUUCAGCUGCAGCUGCUGUGACUGUGGUUUGAUUUAGAGACUCCACACUUUGAUUCCAGCUUCAUUGAUAAUUGACUGUCGGGCAGGAGAACACAGGCGGCGUUUGGAAACCGUUAAGAAAGAUAAUUUUGCAUUGGAAAUGUUUUUUUUUUUUUUUGGACUAUUUGAACCAGAAAGAGAGGUUUGUGUUUUUUUUUUGUCAGUGUGAACCCUGUCCAGAAAUCAGACGUCAUUCGGGAAAUUCCUCUUCCCUCUGAGCUCCAGCUGGCUCGCGCUCCCAAGUAUCAGGUGCUGCUUUGAAUCUGGGUGGUGUUUAGUGUCAGCUGAACUUGUUUCAUGUUGGAACUAUCAGGUGGUGUCCAGCUCCUCUGAAGUCUGACCAUGUGGUGCAUUCAGUUUGACAAGAGUCAGGUGGAGUUUCAGAUCUACUUCGUGGUUUUGUCGGCGAAAACCGAGCAAAUGUUGUAGAAGACCCAGAAAACUUUCGUGUGAUUCCACCAAUGAAAAAAGAAUUUGAUUCCUCCUGCAACUUUUCUUCAUAAAAACAGUCAGCCAACGUUUUACUAACAGGCAUCAUAAAACAGACUCAUUUCAUCCCGUCUUAAUUCCUGAGAUUUUCUGAGUAAAUUUAGUUCUUUGUAUUGGAAAAAUGUUUGUUUCACACCAGUAUAAAACGUAUUUUCCUGAUGAAGUUAUAACCUGUUAAAGCUCCUAAAUUAAAAUUCCAUAAUGUUUUAUUCUAACUCUUAGAAAAACACGAUUUAAAGUGACUGUAAAUGGUAAAAAAAAGUUCCUGUAGUGGAUUUGUUAGAGACUCAGGUCAUCAAUAAAACCUGAUGGUCCUCUUUCUGCUAAUAAAUGUUAUUUGGUGCGUUUUCUGCUGUAAAGGGAGUGUUUUUGAUCAGAGAAGGAGGUAAAGGAGAGGAGGAGGAGGAGGAGGACUGUGCGGAGUUUCCUCCUCCCUCCAUCCUCUAGCAGUGAGGAGCGUUCAGAGCAGCUGUGUUAGUGAACGUUUGCCGACCGAUGCUCAUUAGGAGCUGGACUGAAGAGCUAACACCUGCCUCCUCCUCCUCCUCCUCCUGCUUUCCUCACUGCAGCUGCCUCUCCUCCUCCUCGUCCUCCUCCUCUUCUUCCUCAUCCUUCCCUCUAUUCCUCUUCUUUCUCUCCUCUUCCUCGUCCUCUGCCAUCUCUCUGAGGAGGUCUUCUCUCUCUUUCUGAAUCUCUUCCUGAUGCUAAAGAUGAGCAAUUAAUUCCUCAAAGACGAUUAGCAGCUGUUUGAGAGGACACACACACACACACACACACACACACACACACACACACACACACACACACACACACACACACACACACACACACACACACACUCAGAGGAGUAUGAUGAAUGAGUAAUGGAUGCUUUUUAUUAUCAUUACAAACAUCAGAAAAUGUAAUUAGCAUCUCAUUUAUCUCUUCUCACUCAGAUUGCAGCUCAGAAGAGAAACUUGAAGAACUACCACUACAUCCUGAAUAAUCUGGUGAGUCCGACUACUUCCUGAAAACGUGUGUGAUUACACUUUGUGAUUACACUUUGUUUUCCCCCGCAUUAACACAUUAAUACGUGUGUGUUUUUAAGGGCUUCAUGGACCUGAACAUGACAGAGUUUCAGAAACUGGGGCCCAAUGUGACGGGUUUCCAGCUAGUGAACCGGUCCAAUCCGGCCGUGGAGAAGAUCAACCAGGAGUGGCUGGACUUCGACAGCAAAGACCUCAAACUGGCCCGAAGAAGACUCCGGGUACGAACUAGGGCCCGACCCAUAUGGAUUUUUUGGGGCCGAUGCAGAUACCGAUUAUUACAGGGGAAAAAAUCUGAUUACCGAUUAAUUGUUUGAUUGUUUAAAUUAUGCCUGCUUCAGAUCCAUCACUCUGCUGUGCUGUGAGGUGGUUAUGAGGUUGCUGCGCCAUCUACAGGAUAAGUCGGGGGAUCUUUUCAAGUGAAACCGAAUCUUAUUCUCUGCAUUUUAUUUCUGGAAAUAUCUGUGAUAAUCGGCAAGUUUUGGCCGAUUACCGAUUAGUCUCAAUCAGGCUAAAAUUUGCCGAUUUAAUCUGCUCGCCGAUAAAUCGGUCGGGCCCGAGUACAAACAAGCUAAAUUCCAUAGACUGAAUAUAGAAUGGACGCCGUCUGCCUCCUCGCUGGGUGAAGCCACUCCGAGAACAGCACCCUCUGUUGACCGUCUGCAGUAUAGGUCAUAAAUCCCGCCUCCGCCAGCAAUCCCUAUGGAGCUGUGGACAAACUUUAGAAAUUAAUAACACAGAACAUAAAUGUUUCUCCCCCCUGGUUGUGAUGUUGACAUGUAGUUAUUGUCAGACUGGUUUGUGCCCAAGUCCUCUUUUUUCUGUACAGCUCCAUUAGGGGGCUCAUGAUUUCUAUGAUUGACACUUGAUACAGCCUAUGGGCGUUCAGGGAUUGUGUAGCUCAUCUGAGAGAUACACUGUUAGAGCCGAGCGUCAUCACAGCGACUCUCAGUGACUCUCCUGCGGAAUGCGUACCGUGCUACUGUGCAAUGCUGGUUUCAGAAAAUGAAGAAAAAUCACGGAAAUAGUAGGGGCUUUUUGGCUUCAAAUCCGUAUACAGGCGGUAGGCGGAACCAAGUUGUCCAUAGUAUAUACAGUCUAUGCUAAAUUCAUUUAAUCUCUUGCAACAAACCUUUAGUUUGGCGCCCCCUUAUGGACAGGAGGUCCCCUUAUCUCUUAAAUCGCUGAUUUUGUCCUUAAGAUUUGUCAGAAUUGAGUUUUUAAAACAAUUGUGAUGGUCGUCCCUGAACACCUUCAUCGAACACCAAGUUUAUGGUCAUGGAUUUACUUCUGCUGACCUCCUCUCUCGCUUUCAGUACACAGGUGCUCUGACCUACGAUGGCGUCACCGUCAUGGCGACAGCAUUCCAGAAUCUACGAAAGCAGCGGAUCGACAUCUCUCGCCGUGGAAACGCAGGGGAGUGUCUGGCCAACCCUCCGGCUCCCUGGGGUCAGGGCAUCGACAUACAGCGAGCCCUGCAGCAGGUGAGGAUACACUUAUAAAACAGCCUCCAUAUGAUGUUAAGAUUUGAGUGAAGCCAACUGCAGCAGAAGCUGUAACGGACUUCAUCGUGAAAAUCUGACCGUGUUAUUGCAGGUUCGUCUGGAGGGGCUGACGGGUUGGGUUCAGUUUGACGAGCGAGGCCAUCGGACCAACUACACCCUGAGUGUGAUGGAGCUGAGCCACACGGGGCCCAGAAAGGUGCUGCUGUUGGUCGUUUCGUUAGUUUAACUUUGACAGAAGUUUGGUUUGCAGAGUCACAGGAGUCCGCAGCGUUUCACCACAUCAGCUGGUUUCAGUAAUGAGCUCCUCUCCUGCGAUGAACGCCGCGAUAAUCAGUGAAAUCAGCUGCUGCAGCGCUUGUUUGGUUUAAAACCUGCAGACUCGCAGCUUUCUGAACAACUCCAUCGACAACAGAACAUCACACAAUGAGUUAUCCUGUAAUUAAAAACUUAAUUAUGUUUGCUUUGUAGUUUUCCCAGAUCAAACACAAUAAACUCGGAAGAGACUUUAAAGGCAGAAAUUUAGUUUGAGGACAUCUCUGUUGACCAGUGCAACCAGAGAGUCCUUUUUCGCUUUUCUUUUGGUGGGCGAAAGAUAAACAAUGAGUACGUUUAAACAGCUGUAUCCCCUCAGUUCUUGUUAUUUAUUCGCAGAGGGAAAUAAGAGAUAUGUGGCAACUCUGAGUCAAAACGCAACCUCAAUUUGUGAAUGACAGAUUAAAGCAAAAAAAACAAAAACUGCAGUACCUCAAAUUUCCACUUGAGACUGACCGCAAAAUCCAGGGAAUUCCACAAAUCCCCAUGUUUGAACAUAUAAAGAACAUAUAAAUGUGCUGUAUUUGGCUUAUCGCCCACCUCAGCUCCACUUCUUUGAAUUUAAGGUUAGCUUGAGCUGACAUUUCCAAUAGGGUGUACUAAAAUCUGAAAAAGGGGCGUCAACAUUUGGCAGGAAGGAACUUUCAGCAUCAAUACAGAGACUUGUAAUCAGUGAUUCUUUCGUCUUUGUUUUUGCUCUAAGUUAUCAACUUACAAUGGUGGAUAUUUGCUGCGUUCACAAGUGCUAUAACAGGAGAGCAUGUCAAGGGAAAGUUGUGGAAAAAAUACGUUUUUUUCUGCUUUCCAACAUGGACGAGAAAACGAUAAUGUGUAAUAAUUUGUUCAGGGGUGUGUGUGUAUGUGUGUAAUCACCUGCCAUUGUGUGAAUGAUGGUUUUGUUGUUGACACUGUGCAUCUGCAGUUUGUGUACCCACCCAGAUGUGAAAAAACGUGGGCCAAGAGAAACUUUUCAUUAUGGAAGGAAUUAAAUGUAUAAUAGCUUGUUCCUUCGAUGAGGUACUACAUCAAAUGCACUCGGUCAAGCGGUAGUAGCAUCUCGAAAUCAUCUUCUGACCAUACAGAGUGUUCACAUGGGUCGAGUCCAACAAUUUCCACAAUUUAGCUUCGGUAACGCCCUCUUUCUUCGUUGUUCAGCUAGUUCCUGUACGAUAUGUUGAGACCAAGUUUUGCUCUCUCCAUUCCGUUCUCCGUUACUGUGUAGUCAGCUUAUACAUAGUUGUUUUUAAAACCGAACGUCAUCCUAAUUCCAUUCAUUCCAAUGCUCGUAGUGUUGUUAUGUCUGUUAAAAUGGCCAUGCUAGCACGUCAUGCACCACGCCCCCUGCGCUGACGUCGGCGCUGCUACACUUUAUAUGGCCACUGCCAUCGAUAGGCUUCUGGACCCUCCAUAGAAACUUACAGACCCCCUGGAUGUUGAUGUAGUUGACUCAUACCUUAUAUGAAAGCAAUGCUCUGAUAUUUACAAGAUCCAAUAUCCACUUAUAUCUGUAGGUAAAGGAAUUUCUUGUUUUUCCAGGCAGAUUUUUCAGGGAAAUCAAUUGGCAACAUGAACCUUUAAUGGACAUCUUCAAAUACAGUGGAACAAACUUUUUUUUCAAUCAUUUUCAGGCCUUCAGGUAAAAAUGUUUCAAGGGUGACCACUUUUAUUUGAGCGUUUUAGCCCACAGACCAGAAAUGACACCUAGUCACUGACUCCUGCUGGUUUUUGUCUGUUUUUCAUCUUGAGGUUUUAUAGCAGUCAGAUGAAUUAAACAUCUUAAACUGUUGCUCAUGAUUGUUAGGACGCCCCAGGAGUCUUAGACAAGGCCAGAACUCCCUGAAAAUAAUGUGUCAAUAUUUUUGGUAUAAUGAAGGUUAAAUAAAAACAAACUAGUAAGUUUAUCAGAUCCAUGAGUCAAAAGAAAACGCAGAAAACUUGUUUGAACAAACUUGAAGAAAGCACAGACAGCAGACUUGUUGGUAAAACUUUGCCCUCUUGUGUUCAGAUCGGCUACUGGAACGAGAGGAGAGGCUAUGUGAACACGGCGGUCUACAAACCGGUGGUGGAGGAGUUCUACGGUCUUCAGAACAGAACCUAUGUCGUCACCACCAUCCUGGUCAGACCGUUAUCCGUCUGUCUUUCUAUCUUCAUGAUAAACUCGAGGAAAUGAUUGACAGCUCUGUCCUUUCCAUCCUGACAGUAAACACCAUCUGUGUGUGUUUGUGUGUGUGUGUGCAGGAGGCUCCCUACAUGAUGCUGAAGAAGAACCACGAGCAGCUUGUGGGGAACGACAGAUAUGAGGGUUACUGCGCCGAACUGGCCUCAGAGAUCGCCAAACACGUUGGCUUCUCGUACCGACUGGAGCUGGUGGGAGACGGGAAGUACGGCGCCAGAGACGCCGAGACGAAGAUGUGGAAUGGGAUGGUGGGAGAGCUGGUGUACGGGGUGGGUAACCAGGAGAUGGAGAUGAUCAGAAAAACACUGAAAACAUUAUUGAUUAUCGUUUGAGUUUUGCUGGCAGUUCCAUCUUGGGCAAAUGUAAAGUCGCAGUACCUUAGACUACCAAAAACCCGGACUUGAGCCCCAUUUGACCAUCUAAAAUCACUCCUGUACGUUGUCUCUCUGCAGAAAGCAGACGUGGCGGUCGCCCCGCUGACCAUCACUCUGGUUCGAGAGCAGGUCAUCGACUUCACCAAACCCUUCAUGUCUCUGGGAAUCUCCAUCAUGAUCAAGAAACCCACCAAGUCCAAACCGGGUGUCUUCUCCUUCCUCGACCCGCUCGCCUAUGAGAUCUGGAUGUGCAUCGUGUUCGCCUACAUCGGAGUUAGCGUCGUGCUCUUUCUAGUGGGUGUCUCCGUUUGUCAGUAUCUCGUAAUGCUGAAGGAAAUACCUGUUUUUAAUGUGCUCUUUGUGUCUCAGGUGAGUCGGUUCAGUCCGUAUGAAUGGAAAGGAGAGGAGUCUGAUGAUGAAGAUGAAACUCUGCCCUCAUCUUCCUCCCGGCGAGCUCUGCCUUCCUCAGAGCUGACUCACUCUCCAGGUACCCCGUCAUUACCUCUAACACCCAACGGUCCUUUGUCCUUUUUCAUGUAAACACAUGAGUUUUUUCCCCUUCUUUUAGGAUACCCUCAGGCUCAGACCCAGAACCAGAGCCAGAACCAAAACCAGAACCAGCAGAAAGAGAAGGAGACUCCAGAGUACACCAACGACUUUGGGAUUUUUAACUCUCUCUGGUUUUCACUCGGGGCCUUUAUGCAGCAGGGCUGUGACAUCUCUCCGAGGUAAGACACCUGCACAAACACCAACAUACCCGAGCGAUGAACAACGAGCUCCAGUACCAGAAUCAGAACAUUAAUAAAUCAACAUCAGUGUUUAAUGUUUUUCUUCUCCACUCAAAAGAAAGAAGUUUGACUUUUUUAACCCUGAAAACAUCCAUUUUAUUAAUGAGCUCCCUCCAAAAUUUAGGGGGAAAGACUUCACCUUCACACACACACACACACACACACACACACACACACACACACACACACACACACACACACACACACACACAGAAAACACAUUUCCUGAACAUGUACUCGGCAUGUAGGACACCUCAGUCCUUAGAAACAUGGAAAGUUCAUUCACAGACGGAGAAACAUUCAUACAUAAAUCCAUACAUAGCCUUACCACUAUAUACCUUUUGUAUAUACAGCCCUGAUUAAUGCUGACAUACCAUCACACACACUCUUUCACACACACACACACACACACACACACACACACACACACACACACACACACACGCAUGUUAACAUGAGACACGUAGGAUCCUGUGUGACGUGCUGCCGGGUUAGCUGUAUGUUACUGCUGUGUGAAGGCCUGAGGCUCUUUCUAUUCUGGAUCUGAAGACCUCUGUGUGUGUGUGUGUGCGUGCGUGCGUGUGUGCGCACUGGUAUUUUAUCUUAUCAGUGUAUAUUUGUGUUAAUAUAUGCAGGAGUGUGUGUCAGUAUGUGUGUACGUUUGUGGUUUUCUUCAUCACCUUAUUAAAGCAAUGUCCCAGUUAGAUGUUAGAUUCUGAAUGCAUUACACACAGUCUGCGGACACACAGGUGAUCAGCUGCUUUCCUUUUCAACUGUUAUAAUAUUGUAGAUGUAUUUGUAAUAGAUCAGAGGUACAUGAGUGUGUGAAGACGUCACUCUUUGGUUUUAAAUAGUUAUGUCCUCAAUAGAGAAAGCACAGACUCAGAACUGCAGGCUGGAAGCAACAUUAGAAUAACAGCUAGUGUUGAUUGCUUGACUAGAAUUGGUGUUUAAUUGCAUCAUAGCAUCGACUUUAUAUGUAACUCACUUCUUGAAAAUUCUUAUAUUGAAAUUUUUCCACGUGUUAAAAAUUGUAAAACAACCGAAACUUUUGACAAACUAAGUUGUCAGACUUUUUUAUUGCACACAGGAAAACAUGCGUAUCUAUGUACUCUGGUCAUACUCUCAGUCCCUGAGAGAGUGUGUUUCUAUGCAUCACACUGGGUCACCUUUACAUUGACUGGCUGUGCCUGAGGGACUGUACAGUAUCCCUAUGCAUGUGUGUGUGGAUGCAUUUGAUGCAGAUGUGAGGUAUAGAUGCUUGUUAGUGUUUUCUGCCUCCCAGGAGGCAGAGCAUCCCUGCUCCUCUCUCAGCCUCAGCCAUCAUACCUACUAUAUGAUAUAUAGAAUAACAGUAACACCUAUUACUGUCAUCGGAUCCGACAGCCUCACACACGUGCUGAAACCGAGCUUGUCUAGAGGCUGUACGGGAUGCUUGAUCGUGAGUACAGUGACACGGCUUAUAAUAAACAACUUCGUAUUGUUUACAUGGACACAUUGUUUCUCAAAUAACUGGAUAAAGUUGACGUAUUUCACCAAAUUUGUAACCCCCAAUUUUCACCGCAUCCGGAAUGACUCUGAUCCGGAAUUUUGCCGUCCGCCAAUUCCUACUGGAUCUGUUUGUGAGGCGAAUUUUGUGGCGGAUUACGGACAGCAGGAAUCGCGAGAACUCACAAGAACCCGCGGAUUCAUGUACAAUCCUGCGAUAACAAGUUGUCUUUAGCCACAUAGGCUAACCAUAUAAGCAGUAGAUUGUGUCCUUCCAGAGGAGGAAAUCUACUUCUAGACUUCUAGAAUCAGCAUCUCCUCAUCCAUGGUGUCAUCGGCAUGAAAUGACAUCUAAACCCUUUCACUUGUUCGUCUCCGCCCGUUUGCGUGGUGUGAAAUACAAUCCUCCUGAAACACGAAGUGUUUUAUUUUGAAAAGAAGCUGGAUGUUUUAUUUUGUGUCUGUGUCCGACUUCCUUUCCAGCACGGGUUAAUCUGUGCUGAAUUUAUCUGGUUUGUCCCGGCGAACUCUUGCGAUCAGCUGUGGAGUCCGGCGAUCCGCAGCGGAACAGAAAGAGGCCGGUGCUAAUUGACACAUUAACUUAAAUGGUUACGAAAAGCUACGAUCGGCGGAUAAAGCCUUUUUGUAGUCGUUCUGGAUGCAGUAGAAAUUGGGGGUGAGGCACUUUUCAAACAUGCAGCCAAAGUACUUCACAAAAAAAUAAAUGAAUAAAUAAAUUAAAAAAAGAUAAAAUACAGAAGAACAGCAACAGUGUGAUGUUGGAGUUGUAGAUCAGCUGUUUGCUGACUUGAGGAAUUAUUGACAUUGACUGUUGGGAAGAUAUUUGUCUCAUGAUGACUAAAACGUGACCGAAGCUCUUUGGCAUUUUGCAUUAGGCAUGAUAUAAACAUGCUAAGUGAGAAAACAUUGGUCUGAUUUGAGCAAUCUUUCUCAUUUAUUGCAAUAAUUUCACACUUUAGUAAUGCUUUUAUUGCAAAUGUGAAACUGUGAUUAAUGUUUAGCUGUGGAAGCACCUUUAAAUGAAGCUGAAAGUCAAAUUCAACUUCAGUGUAAACUUGUGUAUCAUCUGCAUAAAAGGAUAAACGAUAAAGCAUUUGCACAGAAAGUUUGAGUGAAAGCAUUUACAGAUAUUAUUUAGUACAAGGCCUGAUAUUGAGCGUAAGCGCCAGGAGGUUGCUAGUUAGAUUUUUUGGUCGUCAUUAUAAGAAUCUUGACCAUUGACUACUCUAGUGUCCGACAGAUCAGACUUUGUUCAUUUUUUUUGUCUCUAUCCUGGUUAAAAAACGUUUUUUAGACUUAAAGGUGAAGUUGAGUGUCACCUGCAUACUGAUGAUAUUUGGAGGAUCGUCUUUGCUGAUUUUUCAAUCUCCUUACUCAUUACAAGCUUAGCAGUUCUUAAAAGUCCCUCUGUGGGUCAGCUAUCGUUUAAAAAUUCCACAUUUUCUCUCCGUCAUCUUUUCAGGUCUCUCUCAGGUCGAAUCGUGGGAGGAGUUUGGUGGUUUUUCACCCUCAUCAUCAUCUCCUCCUAUACAGCCAAUCUGGCAGCCUUCCUCACGGUGGAGAGGAUGGUGUCCCCUAUCGAGAGUGCAGAAGACCUGGCCAAGCAGACGGAGAUCGCCUACGGUACCCUGGAUGGAGGCUCCACCAAAGAGUUCUUCAGGGUGAGGAUAGUUCACUAUUUUUUCUUGAGUAUAAUAAUGGUUUUCAUUUCUCCAUGUUUUAAUUUCCUUAACUGGUCACUUUGUAUAAAAUUAAGAGGUAAAAGGAUAAAGGUCAAAUCCAUUUACGUCAAAAAUGUUUAGCUCAGUAACAAGCUUUUGUCACUUUCACCAUUCCCUCCCAUCGUAGAGGUCAAAGAUAGCAGUUUUUGAGAAGAUGUGGUCCUACAUGCGGAGUGCAGACCCCUCUGUGUUCGUCAAGAACACAAACGAGGGCGUGAUUAGAGUCAGGAAGUCGAAGGGGAAGUACGCCUACCUGCUGGAGUCCAGCAUGAACGAGUACAUUGAGCAGAGGAAGCCCUGCGACACCAUGAAAGUGGGAGGAAACCUGGACUCUAAAGGUUACGGGGUGGCCACGCCCAAAGGAUCACCUCUCAGGUAGACUCUGAACACCUGAGCUGUCAGUGUGGGGUUAAUGUUGGUGUCCUGUUUGUCUGUUUCUGUGGGGGAUUAGACCAAUCAGGGACAAGCAUAUGAAAACCUAAUUAAGAUCAACAUUUAUUGAUUCCAACACAAAUUUUUCACACUGAGCUGUUUUAAGGCAACACUUUCCUUUAUGGAUUCUGUUUUCUAGACUUCAGAUCAAACAUCAAGUUUAAGUUCAGAGGUGUGGACUCGGGUCAGACUCCAGUCUUAGUUUUGAAGACUUUAUAUUUGACUUGACUAAAUUAUAAUAAUAGUUCAGGUCCAUUUUUACCAACUUUGAACAAGUUUUAAAAUACUUGACUUGGUCUGAUGACGUUUUGUUCAGUGUUUAUUUCAUGGUAGAUUUUUAGAUUAAAGCUUUUGGUUUGUGUCCGUUCUGGCGCCCCCUGUGGACAAAGCAGUCGUUGCUUAUUUUGUCCAUUACAUACUUAGUAGUGUAGUUUUACACAAAAUCUCAUCCUGCUGACUUUUGAUGGUCAUUUAUUUUAGCCGUUUGAUAUGAAAAACAGAGACGGCUGUUUCAGUUUCAAGCUGAAAAAACAUUGUGUUUGCUGGUAGUCUGUUGGCAUCUACAGUAGCACCAAUGCUUUUGACUUUCACCUUGACUGAGCCCCAUUUGUAAUUAUCUGAAGUAUUUAUUUGCAUUAUAUCUGAAUUUAAUUGGAACGAUACGAGCGAGCAGGAGCGUCUGUUUGUGGGCGGGGCUUGGAGGAGGAGCUGAGGGGAAAACUGGUUUGGAGGGGUAGAGUUUACAUUCAAGAUUUCUCCUAAAAACUGGAACUUCCUCAGAUCCUGACUACCCUACCUUUGAGUUGGCUUCGUUUAAGGAAAUUAAUUUAACUUUUGAUUGUUCUGAAACAGACUGAAAUGAACAGCUAAGUGUCUCUCUGAAGUACAAAAGCAAACAAGACUGUCAAAGACAAGACUGAUAGUUUUUAUAUUGUUAUUUCUGAUGCCUGUAAAUGCUGAGAGGGUGUAGGUUAUUUCCCAGCUAUACUUAAGUUCGGUAUUGACGUCGUGAAGGACUUUUGUUGAACUUUCAGGCUGACAAUAAGAUUCUGAGCUUCAGGUUUGUGACCCAGACUUUGACAAACUAUGACCUGGUCCAACCUCUGAGGAGUGUAGAGACAAAAAAACAAAUCCAGACACUUCCAUUAAACGCUAAUAUUCAAAGUGUCAGGGGGAGUUUCAUAUCUGUACACCGAGGUUUGAUUUUUAGAGCUGCUUAUCGUCUGUGUCUGUCUGUCUGUUUGUCUGUCUGUCCGACUGUAAAUGUCUUAAUCUGUCUCUGUCUGUCUUGUCUCUUUCUCUCUUUUGCCUUUUUUGCAUUUUUGUUUAUAUGUCUGUUUAUCUGUCUGUCUGUCUCAGUGUUUUCGUCUGUUCGCCUGUUUCUGGUCUGUCUGCCUGUUUAACUGUCUGUUGUUAUGUGAUCUGUUCUGUUAUGCCUGUUUGACUGCAAGAAUACUGACAGAGCUGCUAACAUCAACAUCUAUCUAUCUAUCUAUCUAUCUAUCUAUCUAUCUAUCUAUCUAUCUAUCUAUCUAUCUAUCUAUCUAUCUAUCUAUCUAUCUAUCUAUCUAUCUAUCUAUCUAUCUAUCUAUCUCUUGCUGUCAGGUUUAAGAUAUCUAACUCUCAAACUCUGCUGUUUCUUGUGGACUGCUGCUCAAACCAAAACUUUACACUCCGAACAAACAUUCAAAUUUACUCCAGCACUUUCCAAAAACCACGUAGCAUCAGGGACUACUUCUGUCCAGAGACUAAAGGUUCAGUAUUGGACUCUGCAGUAUUGACCGAUUGACAUGUAACAGCAGGUUUUAUGGUUCGAUUUGAUCUAAGAAGUCUGAAAAACCUGGUUCCCACUCACAUCCGUCACUCAAAACACCCCCUAAAGUCGGAAUUGUUCCAGUUGUACUCGGAAGUCGGGAUUUCCGAGCUCCGAGAUGGAAAUUCAUCUGGAACACCCCCCUGAAGUCGCAUUUCCAACUCGGAAAGUCGGACGAUCCUCGCCAACCCAUACUUGAUGACAACGCAGUGCAUCAACAGUAAAGAGUUACAGUGAAAGCUCUCUUAAUGUACUAUUCAUUAGCACUUCUGUUUUGUGUGUGUGAAAUUAAAUAAGUGGUAUAUGUUGUACUGCCCAACGUCUAACUGUGAACAUGGUGCUAUGGUUUUUGUAAGAGUAAAAUACUGUGUUAUGUGUUGUUUAAAACUGGUAUCGCUAAUAACAACUAACAACCACUGACAACGGCCAACGACAGUAGGCGUCCAUCUUGGUUUUCCGACUUGUUAACUGGAACGCUGUCAACUGGGGUGUAACGUCGUAUGUAGAUCUGUGCGUACACAUUGUUAUCCAUUCACUCAGAUUUGAACGUGACUGAUUUCCUGCUGGCGCUUGGGGGCGCCAUAUUUAUGUUUUAUGUAGCGGUCUAACUGUCUAUCCACAGCAGACAUAAGUUACCCACAAUGCACCACAUCCAGUUGGCUUAUAAUGAAGCCCACGCGAUGACUCAGACUGUUACAGAGCAUACUCGCGGUGUUCUGAAGGCGAGUGUCACACCUCCGCUCACAGAGGAGAGUAAAAUAUCUUUUCCCUAAUUCGAUGUCACCCAGAAUAACUUUAUUCUCCUCCUCUGGAAAGUUUCUCAGCCUCUUUUUCCCUGUGUUCGGCAGUCCAGUAGCAGAAUCACGUUGUCCAUUUACGAUUGAUUGGUAUUCAUGCCAACAAUGAAAUUGAGGUUUUCUGCUGAGUUCAUUAAUCAAUAGAGUAUGAUAGAUUUACACCGUGCUGAAGUGGUCACCUUCUUGAUGUAGGCACCAACGUAGCUGCAGUGGACAUUGUGAAAGAGACUCUAACUGGAGAAAAACAAUGAACAUCCAUAAUGGGAUAAAACGGAACAGCAGAGUUUGAGAGAUUUAUCUUUUACCUGCCUGCAGCUUUUAAGAGUCCUGUUUUUUUUUUCUUGUCUUUGCUUCAGACAUCAGUGAACAUUGUCCAUGUUUUUAUCAGAUGUUCUCUGAGGGAACAUCUUGUUCUCAUUAUUUCUGCUUCACAUCAGCAUUUUACAGCCAACCCAGAGUCAGAGGAAGAGAAAUUACUCCAAAGAUAAGAUUAGAGCAAGCUGAAGGUCAUUAUUUGUUUCUUUCUCUUUGGUUUGAAAUUCAGAGUUUGAUAAACUUUAACAAUGUUAAAAUCAAGAGUUGAAUAAUUCAGCUCCACAGUUCAUGAGUUUUACUUGACGGUGAAAGUUUCAGACCUUCAUUAUCUGCUGUUUUCUUUGUGCAUGUGCACAGAGUUGCAGAUACACAAAGAAGAAAGUCAUUCACCAUUACUGGAAAAGAACAGGACGGUUUCAGCUUUAGAUAUCAGUUGCCAAGCAACAAAGUUGUGUCAAUCCACUUAAGCAUACAGGAUAUUCAGUGAAACAAAGUGAGUAUAUAAGGGAGCAGACUUUGUGCUCUGGGUUGACUGACUCUCAGGUUAACCAAAUCACGUCAUGAAUGAAACUCCAGAUUUUCUUUCUUUCUUUCUUCUCCCAGUGUUGUUGUUGUUGUUGUUGCUGGAGAUGAAUGUGGUUCUGUUUGAAGUGAAUGAUUUCGAGAGUGUUGUUCUUAAGUGACAUUGUUGAAAUACAAGAUUAAUCUAAAAGUUUAAACUGUUAAAAAGUUUGAAGAUGUGUCUGCACCUCCUCUGCUUUUUAAAAGCAAAGCUGAGUGCUGACGUAUCACAGUGUUAUUUAGAGACAUGGGGUAAGUCUAGAAAAUCCAAAACUUACCCCCUAAGUCCUUCCCUAUCCCAUUUUAUUCACCAUAAUAUAAAAGAACCUGUCCUUAAAGGUUUUUGUAAAAACACUGUUACUCAGGAACAAAGACUCUUUUAGCUGUGCUGUCAUUUCAUUAACAAUUAAUCCACCAGGUCUGAUGAUUGGUCGGCCCAUUUUGUUGAUUCAUGUCUCUCAAAUCAACAACAUCCCUGCUCUCUUUUGUCAGUCUUUUAGCUUUAAUUUUUGUUGGUACAUAAAGAGGAGCAACAGGACACUUGUGGAUAUUUUUCUCUUUGUGUAAGCCGAUUGAAAAGUUGAUCACACUGAUCCUCCAUAAAACCUGAAUUUGUUUGAACAUUUGUCGUUAGAGUACACUCUGCAUUUGACUGUUGUUCCUGCUUUGUGUAUCAGAACAUAGAUGGAAAUCAGUGCAAGUGAGGGUUUGAUGUGUCGUAGUCAGUUGCUGCUUUUCAACCCGAACCAAACUAAAAUUUUGUUUCCCAUCGCUUAAGUCAACCAUCAGAAACUGACCUUUACAAACCGGGAAGCUGACCAUAAAUGAUCAUAAAUGUUCUUCCUUGAGUUGCGUCACCCUGCUGUAGUCCGUAAUGAAUUGGCCUGAGGUCUCGCUACAAACAAGCGGCUGCUGGAAGAGAGUAGGUGAGUUGUGUUUAGUCUCUUUGCUAAAGAAAUUAGUCAAAGUUAAAAAGAUGUUUGGUGGCUAGUGCUGUGGCUGUGACCCUAUAUGUACUGUUGAUGAAGUUAGGUGCUGUUCUGAGCAUUAUUUGUGGCUAUAGAGUGGCGUUUUGGUUGAGGUUUGUUUAUGGCUCCUUAGACCGCUGUCGAUUGCUAUCCUGCUGUCGUUCCUGAAGUUGGUAGAACUAGAGAAACAAGCGGUCGGCAACAUUCAUUUCUCUUGACCGUAAAUUAAUUUAACGUUGGAAUAUCCCUUUAAAGGGUCUACAGUACCAAAGGGCUGCAGUCUUUGACGCCCACAUGCAUCAUAGUACCGAUCCAAGAUUUCUGCAUCAGGUCACCCUUCACGGCCUCAUUGGUCCCACAGUUCUUUGCGUGCUACAUUACAAAAACAGACUUUUAAACUUUUAUUUAACACUGUCGAAAUAAAAAGGAUCCCCAUCUAGUCCUCCCCAGAUAUAUCAAAUACUUCCAAAUGUGACACCUACAAAUUUACACGAUGGGAAACACCAUUUCUGAAGGUCUGGGUUGAAGAGCAGUGAUCCCGCCCUAACCACACUAACAGUAAGAUGCCUGUCAUAAGCGUGUAGAGCUGUGACUGUCUCCACUACAGUGGUCUUUUACUCAUUAACACAUAGUGUCCUUUUUAUCCCUCAUUGCUAUCAUCCCCGUAGAAACCCUGUUAACUUGGCAGUAUUAAAACUGAACGAGCAGGGCCUGUUGGACAAAUUGAAAAACAGAUGGUGGUAUGACAAGGGAGAGUGCGGCAUCGGGGGAGGGGACUCCAAGGUCAGAUCACCGUAACCCCAACGGGUAACGACAGGCAAUGGUACAACGGGGUAACCGGCAACAACCCACAACUGUUCUGUCAAUUAAAACACUCCGGAUAGCAGUUGGAAAUAUACUGGAACCUUCUGUUUGGUUCCUUCAGAAGUCCUGAUAACACAUCUCUGUCUUUGAGAUAGAUUCCUGAUAUUUUUACCUCCAAAGAGCAGAUCCUACCAGAGAGUUUCUGAUCGAGGGGGGUAUUUUAGUAAAAAGUGAUUCAAUCAAUCAAUCUACCAAUCUAUCAAUCAAUCUAUACCGUACCAUUUUACCAGAACCCGUCGUCCAAUUUAAAAGAACGACAAGCGGCAGAGGCAACAAUGAAAUCAAAACCAAGUACGUCCUCUGGUUUAAUUGUUAAUAUCAUCGCUGGUUAGCUUUUACGUGUUCAAUAUCCAACAGACUUCAAUUGUCUUUAUUCUGGGACAGCUGGUGUGACACAGCAGUAACAAUCAUCGUUGAUGGUUUUUUAACGCACAUAUACCAAGCGAUAACAAGCCACCAUUACAGCAGUGGCUAAUUUCCUAUGCUAGGAAACUUUUUCAGGAACUUUACAGUAAUCAGCUUUCAACAUUUCACACAUUUUCUUCAAGAGGGAAUACAACUUUUUAAUUGAUCAUUUCAGGAUAUAGUUGAUUACUCUUGAUACUGCUCAGGUCAUGUGAUUCAGGUACUUUCAUCAAAAACUGCUCAAACAGUUUCUAAAAAGAUUGUUUUGUCUGAAUUCUGCCACAUUCAGUGUCAGGUCUGAAUAGUUUUCAUGCUCUUUGGAGAAGAUAGUGGGACACCAGCUCUGGGAAACAGAUGUUAUAAAGGUUCAUCAUGGAUACUGGGAUCUGGCACCACUACAGCUGAUUAAUAUACAGCUAAGCUAUCCACCCAUCCUCUCCUGCUUAUCCUAAGUUGGGUCACAGGGCAGAAGGCUAAGCAGAGAAGCCCAGACUCUCCUCUCCACGGCCACUUCGUCCAGAUCUUCCCGGGAACUCCUAGGUAUUCCCAGGCCAGCUGAGAGAUAUCAUGUCUCCAGUGUGUCUUGGGUCUUCCCUGUAGUCUCCUACAGGUGGAACAUACCCUGAACACCUCACCAGCGAGGCAUCCAUCCUGAUUAGAUGCCCAAGCCAUCUCAUCUGACUCCUCCCAACCUUUAGGAGUAGCGGCUCUACUUCGAACCCCUCCUGAUGACCCAGCUUCUCACCCUAUCUCUAAGGGAAACUCAUUUUUGCCGCUUAUACCUGCGAUCUUAUUCUUUUGGUCACGACCCAUAGCUCACUGCCGCCGAGGUAAAAGAAAAGCCAAGCUAACAGAGUUUAAACCCAAACUACCCAGUUAGCCCUCAGAAAAUACCCCCUCUGGUCAUUGUACAUCUAGUAGGUCAGCUCCUCCUGAAGUUAAGGAGGAAACACAGAUGAUAUAGUUUUGUGGUUUAUCGAACAGCCCUUGAGGAGUGUUUUCAGCCCUUGCCGGUUACCCAAAGUGAUAUAGUAAUACACAUCUCGCACGUAGGGAGUCAGAGUAAACCAAGCUAGAUGGAGUAUUAAAGCAUAUCACUUUGACUCUGACAUUUUCUGAGACUGUUUUUUUUUUUGUGUGAUGGUGCUCGUUUUCCGUUUGUUAAUGUUUCCUUUCUGUUGUUGUCGAGCUGUUCUCUGUAGCAUAUAAAAGCAUUUGUACUGCGGAUAUCAGCCUUGCUUAAAUCACUGCCGCUGCUGUUGCUGCUUCCCGUAGUGACUGCAGCCCCGCCGCUGUGCAGCUAAACAAUAACAUAAGAUAACAUGGAGGUUCAUAAUGUUAUUUAUGUUAUUUCCAACCCCCCUCCUUCUCCCUCCCUCCCUCCCAUGGUUCUUUGAAGAAUCCCAGUAAACCUAGCAGUACUGAAGCUCAAUGAACAAGCCGUCUUAGACAAGUUGAAAAACAAGUGGUGGUAUGACAAGGGGGAGUGUGGACACAAGGACUCCGGCAGAAAGGUCAGUUUCAGAGGUCGCUCGGCCUGGUCCUGAGGUCGUGUGUUGGUUCACCCCUGCCCACUUUUCCCAUGCACAACACCGAACACCAGACUUGAGCAGGUACACUCUGAAAAGAAAAAGGGUUUUUUUUUUUUCUAAGACACAGAUUGUUUUGUUGAGCUUCAUGAAAUAGGGACUUUUUUCUUCUUCAAUCAAGUUUUUUUUUUAAUCUUUCUGGUUGAAUAGUUACCUCCAUGUAACUAUUGACUUUGUUUUUUUUAGCAUUGGCAACUGUGUCGGCAUCCAAUGCAACACUUUUGACCGUUACAGAUUAGACCUUCGUAACGCCAAAUAUCUGCAAUGUAAAAAAAAAGUUAUCAAAUGCAUCCUUCUGGUUCUUCAAAGCAAAAACCAGUUUUUACCAGCAGGUACUGAACCGUAAGUGGUACCAUGACAGACUGGAUGAUUGACAUCAGUUUAGUUUAUAUAUCUGUUCAAAUAAAAAGUUACAGUCGACAGUCUUAGCUAUCAGAAUAUGUAUGCCUAAAAGUAUAAACAGUUAUUCGACAAUAAAGAUGAUCCAGACAUUCCUGCAACCAGCAGAGCAUCUUCUUACCGUCUGCAGUAUCGCAGUGUUCGGGCACUGUUGCAUGGGUUCUUGCGUGGAUUAAGGAAGUAUGACUGGCAAUUUCCACCGCAUCCUGAACAGCUACAAAAAGGCCGUAUCCGCUGAUCGUAGCUGAUCGUAACCGUUAAAGUUAAUGUGUCAAUUUCCACCGGCUUCUUCCCAUUCCGCUGUGGAUCGCUGGACUUCGCAGUCGAUCGCAAGAGUUCUAUUUUUUCCAGACGCCAGACCAUUAACAGAGCCUCCUUCCUUCCUCCUUGCAGGGUUUAGGUCCUUAAGUUUGGCAUCUAAGUUUUAAGAAAUUGGGAAUUAAGAUGUUUGCCUUGGACGUCCAAGUUUGAGGUUUUUUUUUCAUGUUUGAUUUUUUAUUUUGGAAAGUGGUAAGAUAAAUAAUUAAGUUGUUAUAUUUGCCAGAAAGAUCAAUCUCCAAAAAACUGGAAACAAAAACCAACAAAAAGGCAAAAUGUUUAGAUUUGAAACCCAGAUGAUGACUAAAAGUUUGACUCCAGGCCCUGCUGGUGAAAAAGGACUUGCCUUUGUGAUAACGAAAAUUUUGUUUUGUGGAGAAACUUUUUGUUUUUGGAGUGUAACGCUGCAGCUCAGCUGACCGUUCUGAAGAGCUGAAGGAAACGGGAAUCAAACGUGAACAUGUUUAAGUUCCUCUGCUGGCAUGAAAAAAUCUCAUUACUCCAAUUUGUUCUAAAUGAAGACACUAUCCAUGAUUGCAUCAUACAUUUCCUGAAGUUUAAAUCCCAUAAAACUUCUUCCAACCUCUACAUGAAGUAGAUGAUUUUAUGCAAAUUGAUGAGAAAAUGAGUCGGGCUUUAGCCGAUUGCGACAAAGCUGACUUUUUGGAGAUAAGGGGUUUUCAUGUCUCCAGAUCAGAAGAUUUCUUCAGAGGCUUUUCUCUGCUCAGCUUCCUUCAGUUCUCCAGAAUAUUCUGUGGUCAGCACAGUUAACUAGAAGCAGCCGCAGACAGACGGACGGACAGACAGACAGAAAAAAGGACUGAAAAAUUUGACUUUUUACAUCAAUUUAACCACAAACCCUGACUGCCUUUAGGUGCUACAUUCACAUGGAUAUUUUUAGAUUCUUCUGCUGGUUGAACAGUCAGAGGAAGUUUGAAAAGAUGAGUUUUAGCAGAACUUUUGCUUCUCAAUAGUGAGGGAACCUUUCUACACUAACAUACAAAAUACAGCUCUGAAGAGAAGCUGCACACUGAAGCCAGAUUUUAUUUCCUUGCAUCUUAGAUGUAAAAAGUCAGAUCUUCAGACUCUAAAUAUACUUUCCUGUCUGUCUCUUCUGUCGUCCUCUCUCUCUGCUGAUGGCUGCAAACCAGCUCUGAAAGACAGCGAGGCCACUGACCACAGCUUUACCAUCCCUCCUCUCCCUCCACUCACUCACACACUCACACAUGGACACACAACACUGAUGUUUUCGUCUCCAAUCUGUCAUGUACCUCCUGUUUCCUCUGAACUCGGCGCCACAGACCGUGACUAACAAAUGGGAAGAAAUGUUCAUCAGUCUGGUCAGUGUGGCAGCGAGGUGAAAAGACUUAAAGUCAGACUGAAAUAGCAGAAAAAUGAGGAACAUUUGGGCGAUUGAGAGGACUUCAUAAACACAUAACAGGCAGAAGUGAUCAAUCAUCCCCUCUACUGGUUCAUGUGUUAACUGGUGAUCUUUAUCCAGCAGUUACUGUGUUUACCUAACAGUAUUAUCAGCUGUUUCAUCCACAAGAUUUGCUGCACAGCAAACAACAUAUUCGGGCGAUUUAUCAGCUCAAAUCAUAAAUCUCUAGUGGAUAAAUGUAAACAAAGUGCUUCCUCAAUGCUUUUUUGUAAUAAAAUGUAAACAAAGCACACUCAUGUUUUCUUGUUUUUGUCGCUAAAUUGUUACAAAAAGUACCUACUUGGUUUUUCUUAGUAUAUAAAAUAAAAACAAAAUGCAAUUUUUGUGGAUAAUUAUAAACAAAGUGCCUUCUGGUCGUCCCUAAGCUGGUGGAAUGUAGACAAAUAACAACCUUAUGUUACAGUAGAUGAUAAAUAAUCAAAGUGCACUUUGUUUAUUUUUUUGGCUUAUUAAAGUAAACAAAGUGCAAUUUUAGUGGAUGAUUGUAAACAAAGUGUCUUCUGGUUGUCCUUAAGUGGAUCAAAUGUAAACAGAGUGUGUAAUCUUUUUUUAUUUUUUUAGUAGAUAAAAAGUAGACAAAUUUUAAUCACAGCAAUUCUUGUGCAAGUAACCGGGACAUCACAGUCAUCCAUCAAAAAUGUUUUUCAUUGCAGUGAAAGAAAAACAACUUUUAACUGGACAAAUUUUUUAGAUAGUUUUACAAUACGUUUAUAAACUUUAACAUUUUUAAUGUAACAUAUUCGCGUAAACGUUGGAGAUUAAUUCAAUCUGACUCUAUGGUUAAUUACGGUCCAGUUUUAAUGGAUAUAAUUGGCCGAGGUGACCAUGACAGUUUGGAGAGGAAAACCCUCUAAUAGGCUCUCCCUGACUUCACUAAACUUUAGCUUGAAGAGAGGCCCCGCCCACUCUGAGUGCUGUUUCCUGCUGUGGGUGUUUUUAAGUAAGCUGCAUGCGAUUGGAUGAAAAAGCUAAGCCACACCCACCAAAAACAGAGUGAUGCAUGUGAGAGAAACACAUGUGGCCUCCACCUCCACAAAGAAACAAAUUUCUUUCUGAAGAAGAAUCAUAUCAAAGGAUGUACUAAAAGACUUUUCUUCCUUUGAGCUUAAAAAAAUGAUAUUUUACUGUGAAGAACAGCACAAAUAUCACUUUUUAUUUCUGAGAAUAAGAUGAAUGAAAUGUGACAGGUUAUUUAUUUUAUUGUAUUGUCAAUUUCUACAGAGACAGACUUUUCAUGCAGAGUUUCUUUACACUGUUGUCUUUCAUUGUGCAUGAAGCUGCAUGAGACGGAUAUUUCAAGAUUAAUUUUCAAAGAUUGUGAUGAGAGGAGACGUUAUAUUGAUUUAGUAUUUAAUGACCAUUUAAACAUAAUAGUCAGAGGAAAAGGUGUAAACAAAGAGCUUAUGAUUGUAAAUUUAGUGAAUGUAAUGUAAACAAAGUGCCCCUUUUCACCUUUAAGUGAUAAAAAUGUAACCAGAGUCACUUCUGGUAACUUUUGUAGUGAGUAAAAUAAACAAACACAUCUCCAGUUGGUUUUUUAGUGAUCAAAAUGUAAGCAAAAGGCCCUCUAGUUGCUCUUUUAGUGGAUCAUUGUAAACAAUAUGGUGCCUAGAUACGCUUUCAAUGUCUAAGUUGUAAACAAAGUGCCCUCAGGUUGCUCUUCUAUGAGAUACAGUGUAAAUAAAGUGAUGCCCUUUUAGUGUAUUCUCUGUAAUGAAAGGGCAUAGGGUUGUGUUUUAGUGGAUAAAUGUCGAGGAAACGCCCUCUUGUUGCUUUUUUUAGUAAAUUAAAUGUAAACAAAGUGCCCUCUAGCUAUCCUUUCAGUGUAUAAAAUGUAAACAAAGUGCAUGGAGUUGCCUACUUAGUGAAUUAAAUGUAAUUAAGAACCAUUUGGUUGCUUUUUUAAGUACAUACAUGUAAAAUAAGUGCCUUCCGAAUGUGAAAAUGUAAACGAAGUCAUGUCCAGUUGCUUGAUUAGUGAAUAAAAGAUAGAGAGUGCCCCCCCUUGAUGCCUUUUUAAUGUAUCAAUUGUAAACAAAGAGCCCUCUGUUUUUUUUUUUUAGUGGAUAAAUGAAAACCAGUGUUCCCGUAGGUGUCCUUUAAGUGUAAACAAUGUAAACAAAGUGCAACCGGUAGCUCACUGAGUAAAUAUAAUAUCAGUGAAGCUUUGCAGAUGCCAAAUCAGUGGAAUGAAUAGAAACAAUAACAACAAAAAAAUGGCUAGGAUUAUAACCAAUGACAUUUGUUUUUAUUUUUUUUUAUCUUGGUCAAACUUUAUUUGAACGUCAUAUUUUCUUCUUCAUCACAGUCUUUGAAAAUGGACCUAAAAGUGUCUGUUUAGUCAGAAAGAUAAGAUCUAUUUUAACUGAAUUUCAGUUCAUAAGGAAUAUCUUUUUUACUGUAGUGAUGUCAUAACCUUGUGCACCCUGAUUGGUUGUCUCUGACCCCGCCUCUCUGCGCUGACAGGACAAAACUAGCGCGCUCAGUCUGAGCAAUGUUGCAGGAGUGUUUUACAUCCUGAUUGGAGGUCUGGGGCUGGCCAUGCUCGUGGCUCUGGUCGAGUUCUGCUACAAGUCCCGGAUCGAGUCGAGACGGAUGAAGGUGAGUCCAGUUGGAUCUGAGUCACGUGUUGAAUAAGCUAAUUUAUUCAUUCAUUUAUUACAUUUAAUUAGCAAUAUUCUAAUCGAAUUCUGUGCCGUCCAUUAUUUGCAUUAUUGCUAACUUAACUUCUUUAACGCUUCUGUGUACUUUACUGCCACCUACUGUCAAUUACAACUAAAACUUCAAACCAACAGCAGAAUGUGAAUAUUGCACGCACAUCAAACCGCCUGUUAAUUAUUGACACAAAAAUGAAUUUUUUGACUCAAAUAUCCACGUUAAAAGUUAAUUUGUGAAGCAUUAUUGCAAGAAUAAUGCGUAAUAAACAACUAUAAGAGCUCUGAAUCUCUUUACAUGUGUUAUGACUUUUAUGUACCAGAAGAAACCUCUGAUAAUAUGAUCAUUCACCUCUUUACUUUAAACCUCUUUAACUUCUUUUACUCUUCAUUCCUCUUCUGCCAGUACAAGAGUCACCUUUUCACCAUCUUCUCAGACAGAAGUUAAAGUCCGGCUAAGUUUCAGAGACUUGUUUGCCUUCACUAUUUGCUUUGACAACUACCAGAAAAGUGUGUCAAACAGAUAUUUCAUUAGAAAAUUUACUUUUUCAUUACUUGAUUAAUCGAUAGAAUACUCGAGGCAGAGUUUUGAUCUAUAUUCAAAUUCAACUUUAUUUUUAUGGCACUUUUCAUACAAAAAAUGCAGUCCAAAUGCCUCACAGAGGCUAAAAACAACAAUUAACGACAAUAAAACCACACAAAGACACACACUCACCCGCAGUCACUCACUCACCCACACAUACACACACACAAGCGCACACAGAGUGAUAAUUUAAGAUAUAUUGUUAAAGAGACAUGGCCUGACACUGAGACAUUACGUGAGGAAAGAGCUACCUUUAGUAAACACUGGAGAUAAAAGAUUAAAAAUGGUAAAAAGAAAGAGUAAAACCUGAUGGACUAAAACAACAAAAUAAUAUUAAAUGAACAGAUAAGUAAGAGCUCUUUACCAUGUAAAAAGGGGUAAAAGAAGUAUAAACCUCUAUGACGGGAAUUAAGAAAAAGACUAAGAACAGAGAUAAUUAAUAAAAUGACAUCAAAUAAACAAUAAGAACUUUGAUUAAAAUGAACAUUUCCAAUAAGAGAAAUAUAAAAAGGCAAUUAUUGAAAAUCCUGGUUAAAAAGGUGAGUCUUGAGCCUCUCCUUAAGAACAUCUAUACUGCCGUUGGUCAGCAGGGGGAGCUCUAAAUGUUUUGGCUUUACUUGACUUACUGUAUUUGAUCUCUCUAUCAACAUAAACCAAACAGACAUCUGACUGAAAUAUUGGAGGUCCAUCAGAUAACUUCAAACAUCAUCAGCGUUGUUCAUGAGCACAGUUUGAUUUCUUGGAGAUCAGGUCUUUUGUCUGCAGUUUGAUAAUAACCAUCUGCAGCUCAGUGGUUUAGCAGCCACGGGGCAGGAGCAGCUUCAGUGCCGUUUAAAAGAGCUUCAAGUGAACUCUGCUUAUCUGACUCUGCUCUCCAGCCCCUCUUUAUCAUCUGCGUCUGAGUGUGAUGAAACCGCAGCCGGCUCAUUACAGAUUGCGGCAGUUUACACCCAGACUUUGAUGGUCUCCUCAGAAGGAACAAACAAGUCAUUAGGGUCAUUUUCUCCUCAGCCGAGCGUUGGCUCUCUCUCUCUCUCCCUCUCUCUCUCUCUGCUGGACUUUUGUUAUUCUCCUCACACGAGCGUCUGAGCGCGGAGUCUUAAAGCGCUCGCUGAAGGCGGUACUGACACAACAUGUGAGGAGGGUUUCAUCAGUCGGAGCAGAUGGAGGAGCAGAGCGGGGUUACACUGUGGUUACCUGCUGCAGAGGAGCAUGAGCUCACUCACAGGAGAGCUGCAGCACGCUCAUGGGAAUAUUCGUCAAUAUAGGUUUAUACCAUGAUAGCCUCCACUCUGAUUCAUUAAUUAACUCUGAUAUACUUACUGGAGGAUGUUCUCUCACAGCAGACGUCACUCUCUACUCCACUGCUACAGCCCUCCUCUGAUGUCUGACACCCCAACCCUCUGUCACUUCAUUACUGUUUGACGACUGAAGUCCUGGUUGACUGAGCCGUUGAGGUAGAUUUGAAAAAAAGUGUCAAAUACAAACCUCUCCCCUCUGUGCUCCAUGAUAACUCCCCCCGAACCUGUAUCACCCUCCCCACGACAUACCCCCUCUGGCAGAGCAAGAAGUCGGCCGGCAGAAGAUCCUAUGCUAGCUUCAAAUAGGAUUCACCAUGUUGGAUUGUUAGUGACUAGCGGCAGUCAACGCCAGCUCUGCUAGCGAGCGCCGUCUGCAGCUGCCUGGACAGCUACCAUGUUGACAUUGCAGCGACUAGUAAGAGUUAUUUAUGUAACAUGUGCCAAGGAUGACCCGAUGUUUAUUCAAGGUUAGAUUCCUCGCUUGGUCACAUUUCCUCUUUGACUCCGCCCUUUCUUCUGUCGGCUUGCGUUCCAUCACAGCUCCUGUAGCUAAGCUGCUACGCUACUAUUAGUCACUCAGAGCUCCGAUGAGGGCCGAGAGAGUGGGAGGGAACAAAUCGCAACUACGGGAGAGGGGUGUGUCAAAUACAGCGAGGUGACUGGAUGGAGAGGCGGAGCAGGGGAUUGACCAAUAGGAGCUGUUCGGGACAGAUGGCUCCCGUUGGUCAGUGUUUCUGCAGCCCUGCACCUGUUAGGGUGAACAGAUUUUUUCCGUUCUUUUUUCUCCUCACUUUGUGGAGAUCGCACUAAAGGACCAUGAUCGCCAUAGAAACGAGGUUCAUAAUAAUUACCAAUCUCUCCAAUCGUCAACCAUGCCUUUAAACCAUCCUAACAUAAGCAAGUAGCCAAUGGCAUGCCGCCACGUAUGCACGCGCCAGUAGAGGCUCAUGGCGUACAUUGGUAGCUGGUGUGUUGCUGGUUUGUUGCUGCUUGUCUGGGCGCUUUUAUAUCAGGUUUUGAAAUUUUCCAGCUGUUUCUCUGUAAAAGUUCUCAGACCGUGAAAUGGUUGAGCAGCAUCACUACGUCCUUUCGCUGAUAGAAUCUGUAAAUGAACUUCCAAUGAUGCCUCUGGCGAAUACUUGUCUCAGGAGAGGUGGUGUGGAAGAUUCUGGCACAACUUCACCGAUCUUCAAGGUGCAUGGAGAAGAAGAAAGGUCUAGAAAGGUCAACCCCCCAGCAUUUAUUCAUAGACCGAUGCAUUCCUGCUUGUUGGCUUCAUCGGGGUCAUUAUGUGAGGAAUGACAUUUAAAUAGAGUUAGAUUCAAUAGAGGUGAAAUGCAAGGACAUAUGUGUUAGCCAAUGGAGCUACUUCCGAGUAUGAUAGAUAUAUAGUCAUCUGAACUACAUCACCUGUAGGAAGUUUAAGAUGCUUAAAAACACUUGAAAUAGAAACUGUCAAAUGAGCAACUUUGUCCAGUGGUAAAAAAAAACAAAAACAAACAAACAAAAAAAACUAAAUUUAACAAUGGUAUUUAAAAAAUAAAGGAUACAGUAUAAGUAUUUAAUCAUAUCUAUUUAAUUUGUUGUGAAUUUCAUCACAGACCUUCUCUGUGCAGUUUGCUCCUUCUUUUAAUUGACUGUGACUGAGAUUAGCGAUAACUGUUAGCAUCUCCGUGUUCAGAGCUGUGCUGUGCACUCUAAUCCUGACUGCGCAAAAUUCAACCCAUUAUAGUACAUGAUGAGCUGGAAAGAGACAAAGCCUUUUACCAUUUUUAAAAUUUGGAUUUCAUCCUUCAAACAUGAAUGAAUUUCUGGGUUUGUGACGGAGAUUUGAAUGGAGGCGUUAGCGACUGCUCGAGUAAAUACUUAAGAGAAAAUUGCUAUUGCAUUAAUUUGCUAAUAUAACAGCAAACACUCACCUAGUACCUACCUUUAAUCCAAGCCGGCUACAUUUAAAGGAACAGUACCAGAGGAAAAACAAAAGAGCUGACCUAUAUUUGAAGAUUUACCAUACAUGCAUGCAAAUAUUAAAUCUGGUCAAAGUAAGAUAAUUUAUCUCCAUUUCAAUCUCUGAAUCUUAAUCUUUACAAGGCUUUUGUGUUGUUAGAUCUUCAGGGUAUCCUAAUUAACACAGAACAAUGACAGCGUUGCGUCAUGGGAGUGUUUUUAGGUGCGACAGGCUGUUUUGGGGAAUAGAAAAAAAAAGGUUUGCAUUUCCAUAAAGCUCAUCUGCUUUGUAUUUUAUUCUGUGGAGUGAUAAAUUUUAAAUUUAGGUUGGUCGGUGUUUCAACAGGUGGCUUUUCCGCCUCCAGGCUGCAACACUUAGAGACAUUGUGCGGAGACAGAUGCUGCUCUGUUGUGUUUUGACAGCACAUGCAGACUUACGACAAUAAAAGCCGCCAUUAAAGAGAGAGACGUGGGCGGGAGACAAAGACAGAGUGAGGCCUCCAGUUCCUCCCAGUGUUGACAGUGUUCACAGGCUGACUGAUGUGGAUUAUAAACUGUUAACUCUGAGCCGAGGAGGUGAAGGCAGGAGGGAUGGAAGUGUUUGACUCUGCUGCUGAAACGUGGGCGAGCUGGCUGGCUCCGAGGUGUAGUGAGUGUUCGAGAUGCUCCAGUAAAUGAAUAAACCUGGGAUUUAUUUGUACCAAUCUGCUAGACGACUCCUGACGGCAGGCGGAGAAAAGUGAGGGAGUGUGGGCGCCUCGGAGGCCUGAUACAGGAUAUUAACUCUGGAUCCACAUCAUUAGUUUCACCGAGGAGACAGAGAGAGAAAGAGAGAGAGAGGGAGGGAGCUUUACUGUGCUUCAACUUUUACUGUUAUCACCGUCUGUGCUGUCUGCACACACACACCAAAAUAAAAGCCUUCUUUCCACACAGCUUCAAUGAGCCUAAUUACCCACAUGUUGUUUUUGGGGAUAGAGGCAAGUGCAUGCAGGUGGCCCUCAAAAACAGCAGGUUAGUUAUGCUGGUUUAGGUGCUCAUUUGCAGGUGUGAUAUUAAUGGAAAACAUGAAAACGAAACACCGGCUCUGAGGCUAAAACAUCUCUGGAGAAGAGUGUAUUUAUUCUGACUUCCACUCUUGUUUUUAUAUAGCAGUAAUUCUCACAUUAUGAAUAAACAGGCUUUUAUUUUGAAGUACAAGCUACUUCAGAGCGACAUGAAAACAGCUGAAUGACAGAACAGCACACACACCUGAUGAGGUACAGGUUGUUUAACCCUAGAACACUAAAUAAGAUGUCAAAGGAAAUGCUGAAGCUACCCAAAGAACCAUGAUACUCAGACAAACGCAACAUCAUGAAAAUCACGUAAACAUGUUUGGUCGGGUGAAAAUCACCCGGGGAUGGUGUUCUUGGGUUAAGGAUGAUCAAAAAAUCUUGAAAAGUCUAGAUUUAUGAAAGCGCAGGAUCAUCUCUCAGAGGGCUGCUGCUAGCGGCUGCUUCUUUCAUCUCUCCUCUGUUUCAUGCUGCCGACCACUGUGCUGCAGGUUUUAUCGGACAGUAGGGAUGCAACAGUUCAUCAAGCCUGGUUCAACACAGUUUACAGUUUUUGGUCUCAGUUGUUUGCUUCAUGGUCCGGGUUUGAAUUGAGACCAACUUUGCUGUUUGAGUGAACAGCAGCAGUCUUGUUGCACACCUUCAGACCCGUCCUCCAUUUCCAACGAUGACUUUAAUAAAGAUUUCACUUUGGAGAGGAGCUAAAUCCCCAGGUGUGUUUGUUGUGUGUAACAGAUUUGUGAUUAUGAAGCUCUGUCAAUCUUCCUUCUUUGAGGAUUAAACUGGAAGUCAAUCAAGCUCGAUUUGGACUGAAAACGACGAUAACGAUGUGAGACUGGUCGACACGGAGAGUGAAGCUAAAUACAAAGUGAAGGAAGAUGAGAGGAUUAUUUCUGACAGUGAAAGUGUGAACAGAUACUCCAACUAAAUUAAGAUUAAAAACAGGCUUUAAUUAGGCUUUUAUUUUGACAGGUUCUUCCUGUAACUCUAAGGAGCUUAACAGACUUCUUUUGUGAAAUCUCCUCACAACACGUCAACAAAAGAGUUCUCCUUCUCUUUGCCUUACAGGAGCUCAUCGAUGCCGCCAUAGCGAGCGGGGGAACGGGAGGGGGCGUGGCCAUGGGAGGUUUUGCAGGAGGCGGAGUUGGAGGAGGAGCUUCGGGACUCUCGGGGGAGAAUGGCAGAGUGGUGGCGCAUGACUUCCCCAAAGCAGGAGCUCAAGGUUUACCGUGCAUGAGCAAAACCAGCGGCCUGGGACUAUCCUCCACGGGCAUGUGAUCCAAAUCGAGGCCCCUGAUUGGACGGAGCGCUCUGCUCUGUUUGCCUGAAAGGAGGAGAUUUAAAAAGAUGCAGAAACUCUAAUGAACAGAGGGCACCUGAACACAACAUUAGAGUCGACCGGCUCCUGCAGGACGAGAAACUGGGCUGACUGAACUUUCAAAAACUCAAAAUCUACUUUUUCUACGAGCGAUGUCUUAAAUCAAACUCCUCCUCUUCGGCGCCAACAGAGCCAGGAGGGAUUUUUUCAGAACUUCUUGAUUAUUGCGCCCACUUUCCUCCUUCUCCUCUGCUCCUCUUCCUCAAGUUCAGCAGAAACACCGAAAGCUUCAUCACCUUCACGCUUUGAUAUCAAAGAGGGCUGAAAAAAAGUCACGGUUCGAGCAUGCGGACAUUUAAAUCUUUUUAAACACAAAGCAACCUUCAUUAAACAGACCCAACAGUUUCCACUUUCUUUAUUUUUGUUUUCUUUUUAAGAAAGAUGUUCGCUAAAUAUCUAAAGACUCUCAGAGGUCCAAACAACCGGACCCAAACUGAAACCAACCCGUAGAAAAACCUCUUAAUCAGACUCGAAGACUGAGUUCGUAGACCUUUUAAGAUCGACAUAACCAUCUAACACCUGCAGCAGCAUGAAGAACUAUUAUUUAACAAGCAACCAAAUAUCAAACAUGUCUUCUGUCUGGAAAACGCGUAUAUAUCUAUACUCAUAGAGACAAAUUAGCCGAUAGGUUACGAUUAGUAGUUCAUAGAAAUAUCUGACGGUUUGUUUUCCCUCCUGUACCGACGAUAAAUCUCUCUGAACUUGACGAUUGUUUGCGAUGUGAACAAAAUGAGGCGUUAAAUCACCUCCGCCCGCAUUGACCUUUCCCUGACGAAUCAAAUCUGAGAUUACUGAACGGACAGGCUUGUUUCUUACAUAACUUGAUCUGACCAACCUUUAAAGAACUAAAGCCUCCGAACACACCAAGCUAAUCUGUAAAGUCUUGGCAAGCAAAUCAGGAUAGAUUAGUUUGGCGUAAAUAAAGAUUGAAAACAGAAACAUCAUAUUUAGUGGUGAGGGAACAAAACUCAGCAUAAUCUAAAGCAACUGAUUUCUUUCUAGAUGUUAAAGCAUUAAAAAAAAAAAAGCUAAAAUGUGUGCUCAUUUUAAAUUGACGCCAGUUGUGAUCCUGUUUUGUUUUAGGCCAGUUUACAAACUUUUUGGGAGGACAUGUUGGCAUAAAACAUAAAAUGAGCAUUCCCUAUUUUUUUCUUUUGCAACAUUUGAGAUGUUGUCUUUCACACUUCAACUUAGACGACAGGUUUGGUAAAUGUUUUUUUUUUUCUCUCUCUUUUUAUUCUUUGUUCUUGAGCUGGAAACAUAAACUCAGCUGGACUCUCAUUUAUCAGAAAUAUUAGUGAUACCAUUCUUCAGAUUUUUGGCCGUAUCAAAUUAAGGUCUCCUUCUACGCAGACGAUGCACUAGUAUUUUCUUAUUGAUGCAAAAACAUGUGUUUCCCUGAUGCUGUAUCUCUUUGUAUCCUGACUUGGCUUUUAUUUGAAUAUUAGCAGGAUCCCAUUGACUUGCAUGGUGACAAUGUGCAGCCACCCUGAACUACAAUAUGGCGGAAAUCUCAUCUUAAUUUGCAGCGUUGGGCACUUGCUUAGACGCGAAUGACGUAAAUAAUUUGUGCAAAUUUAAAGAGUAAAUGCAAAAUAUUCAGGUAUUCAAAUAUCUUUAAAUUAAGUGAGCAAACAUUCGUAUCUAUUAAGACGUGAAGGCAACAUUACUCUUUCUUUUCCGCUGCAGAAUCUGGUCUUUUUCACUCGUAUUGAUACUGUGGAUAUGGUCAAUUACUGAUCACCUUGAUCAGGGUGACCAUACGUCCUCUUUUACCCGGACAUGUCCUCUUUUUGGGGGCUGUCUGGCCUUGUCCAGGGGAGUUUGUAAAAUCCUUCAAAUGUCCAAGGUUUUGUAUGGAAGUUUUGAGUUUGUGUCGUUCGGACUUAUUGAGUUAGAAGCACCUAAAAAAUACCCGACCCGACCCAAAAACCCUCAAAAUUUACUAUGCGAAGCUCUGCGACUCCAUCCCAUGUAGUAGUGUCCUCUUUUUGGGGAUUCAGAAUACGGUUGCUCCACGUUGAUAUAAAGGUAAACAUUGUUUAUAUAUGUUCCCGUCAACGCAAUCACUGGAAUAUCAUAGCAGGAAAUUUACGUGCAGAAACACACAAGACGUCACCAUGUAAAAAUCCAAAUUAAUACAUGAGUAAAAUUUAAGGAUGAGGGGUUUAACCUAUUUAACAUCAUGACCCUUCCCCUUCUACAAUCCCCGUCUAUCCAACAGCAAAGACUCCUCGCCGUGAGGGUUUAUCCCUGAACAGGUACAUUUUCGACUUAGAGCUCAGGAGUGUGUGUCUGAAAACAGCUUCAACACUUAAUAUGGGCCGCUUAGUGUCAAAAAGUGUUCAGAUGAUCAUCAUUAUAAUGUUUCUUUUGCUGUGAGGAGGAAGAUAACGCGGUUCGGAUUUUUCAUGUUGCUCAGUUUGCAUGUAAUGUUCAUAUCCAGGCCUGUAAUUGUUUACAGAGACGGAGUUGAUCUUUCCAAAGACUUGAAAUGAUUUCAGAGGUGAUAAACACAUCAACCAGAUAAGACCACUCACUAAAAUCUGUAUUUCUGCUUAAAUCUGAGGCUGCACAGCGGUCAAUAAUACAAUACAAGGACUUAAUUGAUCCUCGAGGGGAAAUGUAAAUCUGUUAGGCCUGGUUUAACAAAGCUCAACAUUGUGCAGCUUCACUGAUCGUGUUUGAAAUGUCCUUAAAAUGUCAGAGUUAGAGUCCGGCUGUGAUGUGUUCAAGGUCAGUCACAUGGUCCUCCUUUAUUUUCUCCUCAGUGUUUCCCGGACUGAUCACGUGACGAGGCAGUAAACCUUUUUAUACUCAAACUGAACAAACAUCAGGAAUACUACGUUCACGCAUUUGUAUGAUAUGAAUGAUACAUGUGCCGAGCUACACUUGUUUGUCUAAAGGAUGUUAUUUUGUAUUGAUUUAUCAGUUUAUAAAAGUUUAAUUUUCUUGAUUACAUUCAGAUCUGUUAGUCUAUUUAAUAAAAGGUCUAAAUUA